GUGGUCACUCACAGACUGCAAGGGCAUAUGAGUGAGACACGCAAGGAGGUAAUGAGACCAGAUUGAAACUAUCUUUGAAAGGUAAAGGGCUCACAACUUUACACUUCGUACGUCAAUGACUGUGGUGGGGUCAAAAAUUGUUCUUUUUUGUGUGUCAUUGUGCCAUGUUGUGGUAGAUAUAAUGGAAUCAAACGCAUUUGCUGUCAGAUUCAAAAUUUUCUCUGUCUAUGUUAACAUACAGCAAGGAAAGACAUAAUAAUUCUUUGCUGUAUCAAUUGUGUCACCUUGUAGCCAGUUGGUCAGAAAUGAUGAAAAACUGUUUACACUUUGCUUCUGCUCUAUGUAGAAGCAUUCCUACUCUAGUGGAUGCUUUAUGUUUGUAUCACUGUAUCAAAAUUCAGGAUCAUAUGUUGUUUUACACUUGUCAUCUGUCUUUGCCUCAGGGACAUUCAAAGAAAUGAACUUCAAUGUUCCCAUUCCUUGUCAACCUGUGUGACAAAGGGGACAGCGUCAAGUUCUGAAACUCCAGUAGGUGGCAUAGAUUAAGACACACAUGCAUAGAGCCUUCUUAGUCCACUUUCAUACCAUGUACCAUAGAUGGUGAAAUAGGGCAAAAGAUAACUCACUUAAAAAAAUCCUUUCCAUUUUUAAUUUUUAGUAAUCGUAAAAAAGACAAGAAAAUAUUUCAUUUAAAUAACUUCCAAGCAUCCCUCAAAGGGCUAUGUACAAUUAAAUGAUUAUAGGAUAGCAAGUUGACUUAUACAAAUGCAUUCAGUAUUGUAUCUGUAAAAAAUACUUAAAAUUUUGAUUAUUUGCUUGCAUAAAUGAAAAUUAAAAAACCCCCGACAAGAGUUUUUUUUAUAUAAUCUCUCAAUACAUAGGUAACAGAGCAGACAGAAGGAGUAAACCAUGUCUAUAUACACUUUGCAACGAAAAAAAUCCAUAGCACGUUUUUUUUGUUUGUUUUUUUUUUUACCUUUCUCAUCUUUAGAGAUUUUGGGACAGAAACAUAUCUGCAGGUUUUUGCAUCACACAGUAUAGGAGAGAUCCAUGUCUGCUUUUUUUAUAUGGCGAGAAACCAAAAUAUGUCUAUGGGAUGAUUAUAUUAUAAGGGUAGUUUUUCCCCUUCUGUAAGUCAUUGUAUGCGUGAGCAAUAGAUGUAGGAACAGUCAUAGUUCUAUUGUGGCUGUGUCAUCAUGUUAAAGAAGAAAUAGACUAUGUCAUGUCUGGCUGCUUCAGUACAUCACUAGUGCACUAGUAGAUUGAACAGAAGUAAACCUAAUAUUAUUUUAAAGACAAUGGAUCUUGAAUAGUAUUAAUUAUCAAGUGAUAUGCACUGUAGUUCUUUCCAUUCCACCUCUAUGUUUACCAGAAUCACAGACUCUGAAAAUGGGAAGAUUGCUUUUGGUACAAUCUAAUCUAAUGAAAGACCUUCAUACAGCAGUGUCUUUGGGCAUUUUAUUUCCAUGGUACUGGAGGUGGAAGGGUUAUUUUUACCUAAUAGGAUUUGCUUUGCAGUACUCUAUAAAUGAAAGGGAGCAUCUGAGAUGAAAGGGCAGGUUGGUUUUAUGCAAAGCUGUGUUCUGCCUGAGGUCACUGCUUAACCCUUUAGAAGGGUGGAUAAACUCAGAACAGAAUGUAUCAGCACUGCCUGUAACAAUGUCAACCUGCGUGGAGAAAGCCAAAACUCACAGCUCCCUAUUGUCUGUGUCACUGUAGUGUCACCCUGCAGGGGGAGGGUGGGAGGAAAGGAGUGAGGAAAUGAAAGGGGGGUGGAGGAAAAGAGAGGUCAGAGGAGGAGAUGCUGAUGGGAGGACACUGACACAGAGAGUGGAGCAGCAAGCUUGCAGCUGUGGGAGAGGGGAAAAUAAAGGGAGAGGAAGAAAGGAAAGACUUAGAGCAAAAUCACAGUGAAACAUUACACAGGUGAGUGACAGUUCCCUGUUCUAGUUUAUCUGUAUAACUCAGUAGGUAUACGGGGUUUAUAUGUUGCAUUAUUUCUGGUUGAGUAAUGUAUGUGUGCAGCAUGUAUAAUACAGCAUGCCUGUGUAUUCAGUUGUUUGUAUCUUCAGUACAUAUGUCUGUACAGCAGUGUUUAUACAUUGCCAGUAAGUGGGCAUGCACUGUCUGCUGCGAAAUUCACUGCCAGGAAUCUAUAUGCAGCAUCUGAUCUGUGCAGUUAGUAAUGGUAUGGGACAUAUCUGCUUGGCAUAUAUAGCAUGUCACCAUAAAUAACAUACACUGCUUUUUAAUAAGAGAGUUUAAUGUCUAGCAAUGGGCGUGUGUGUAGAAUUCUAUGAGAUUCCACUAUCACAGGCAAUCAGUGUGGUUGUCACACACGUGUUACAUUUUACAGAAUUUUAGAAUGCCCGUUCACAGUAUUCUUUCCCCCUCCUAUCAAAUAAUUAUCAAGUUAUAUAAUUUCUUUUUCUUUCCUCGUGCACUCUGCGUUUGUCUUUCAUUUUUAUUUGCCAUUCUUUUAAAUCUUUUAUAUGUUUUUUUCUCCCUGUCUCUGUGAUUUCCGCUCGGAUGACAGAGGAAAAGGGGCAUGCAGAGCAGAAACAGACAGAGGAAGUGACAGAUCUGUACGGGGGAGGGGGAGGAGGAUGUGUGGGGAGAGAGGAGGGGAGAUGAGGUGCAUGAGCGCGAGUGGGGAAGGAGAGGAGAUGUGUGAUAGGCAAAUGGAGACACAGAUGUUACUAGUUUUAUCAUGUGACCCCCCUUGUAGCUCUGUAGUUGCCUUGCUGUCCCCUGUAGACUUAUUCAUUUCUCUCCUCAUGUGCAAAGCAUUAUGGUCUUGGUGGUCCUUUCAUUACAUUGCAGCUUGGUCCCUGUAGUCUAAAUCCCUUCUCUGCCUUGUAUGUCUAUUUCUCCUCAUAAUAAUGCCAACAAGGAAGACAAAUUCAAAAGCACACAUAAAAAGUUAUGUGUGAGAAUCUAUAUAUAAUUAUAUAGAAGUUGUGCCUUUUUUGUUUGCAUUAUUAUGUUACUAGUUAAUUUUGGGUGGGGGAGCUCAUUCCACUUACUCUCUGGUUCUGUGCUUUCAGUGCAUUCUGGGCCAGUGUGUAAUGCAGAAGGGUAGGUAGGCUGUUAAGGGUAGGAGUGGGAUUCCUCAUACAGUGGGGCCUCUGUUCACUGCUCAAUGCUAACCAUUGUUAACUUGGCUCACCCACUGUCUUUCUCCCCCUCCUUUUCUCUCAAUAUUUCUUUCUGUCUCAUCUCUUCCAGUCUCUUUCUGUGGUUUGUUAUAAUCAUUUAUUUAUGAGGUGAACAUAUGUUCUUCAGAACAAUGAAGUGUAAAACUGAUGCACCCCUGUGUUCAGUAGUUGUGUUCAUUGGUUUCUGCAUACAGACAAGCUUUUGAAUUUUGCCCAUAUCCAUAUGUAAAUGUAGCAUACAUAAUUUGUAUUUCUGCAUAUUAUUAUCUGCUUUAUUUGAAAACAUGCUUUGUUGCACAUAUUUUUUUUAUGGAAUAUUCUACAACCGUUAGGAAGUGAAAAAAUAAAUAAUUAAAACGUAGACUUAAUGUUGAUCAUCCAUCAUCUUGGUCCGGAUUUAAGAAUGUUUAGAAUUGGUGCUUUUUGCGUGGCCAGAUGUGCUACUCUCGCUUUGGAGCUAAACCUGUCAAAACUGACCCAUGGCUUCUGCAGCUGUGAAAAUCCUUGCUUGUUAUUCAGACAUCACUGUCUGCUUUCCUGUGUUGUCUGAUAUAAUUUCAUCAAGGUAAAAUCCAAUUUUCAAAUGAAAAAAAUAAAUGUUGAGUUACUAAGCUUUUUUGUGGGGUCCAUUAAUACACAUACAUUUUAAAAGCCUUACAACACAAUUAUGAAGCUGCGUGUGAAACAUAAUUAUAUAAUGCUAUAAUUUUCUCAUCCUUGUUAACUCUUUCAUGUCAAGGGUUUUAGUCCUGGCGUUAAAUUUUAUCUAAUGGAAUAAAAGUUGCACCAAGUGUGUAAACAAUAAAAACUCAAGUUUUAAUUGCUUGAUUUGGCCAAACUGUAUACGAAUAUAUAACUACAACAUUGCACACUCUAAUAGUGCAAGUACCUUCACUUCCCUUAUAUUUUACCGAUACUCAAAAUAGCGCAUAUUGCUCAUUAAAUCUUUUUUUCUUAAAUGUUAGCAGGUAUUGAAUAAUCCUUCUCUGCGUUAACACCUGGACGCAAAAUGUUGGUGUACUAAGCUUGUAACAGCCCCUGGGUUAUUUUCAGCAUAAUUCAUAGGAAUUAUGUAAUUCCUGUGAUUUAUUUAUUGUGACUUCAAGAAAGCUAUUUUUGUUCUUACAUUACAUGGUAAUAAGAUCUUCCAGUUUAUUGAUAUUGUUUAAUGCCAUGUCUGAAGCAGGCCAGAGGCAGCAGAAAAGUGGUCCCUUUUCUCCAUGCAGUUCUCCCUUAAUGAACCCACUGACGUGGGAGCCACUGAUGCUCGCUGCUCAGCCAGUCAAUCAAUGAGCUAGUUCACACCCUUGGCAUUUUAACAAGACAAACGUUAUAAACAUAAACAGUGCUAUACGUAGUUAUGUUUACAUACUCAUCAAUUACACAGAGGAUACAUAAUGAUGGGCUGUAUAUGAUGUGAAAAUAAUGCCAUUGAGAGAUUCUGGGGCCAUCAAAAAUCACUUGUUUCCAGAACUCUUUCAUGGCACAAUUUGUCCCUAAUACAAGCUUUACAUUUAUAAAUAUUUUAUAAAACAUUCAUUUUAAUUUCUUUAAAUAUUUUUAUUGCCAUUUUUUCAUAGCAGCUUGAGAACUAGACAUGUUUAUUCCUUGACAUUCUUCCUACUGUAGGAUCCAUCUAAUAUUAGAAAUUUACAAAUAAGCUAUGUUUGGCCUAAUUUUGCAAUUCAGUUUUCAGUUUACCACACUUUGGUGUUUAGUGGAUACACUCCAUUAAUUAGAAUUUUAUCUGGUAGGACAAAAUCAUAAGCAAAAUCAUUCAUACUCUUUACACUUAUAGACUUUGUACAAGCCGUGAUAAGUACCACAUUUAUUUAACUAACCUAUAGUCCACCUAUAAAAAAUACAAGUUUAAUAUAUUUUACUCACCUUGUUUCCAGGACCAAGACACUGUUGUUAAAAGCCCCUGUCUGUCUCGGUCUUAGUCAGAAAGCAUUCUGACACCUUCUCAUCCAAUCCUAUGGUUCUCAUAGAGAUGCAUUAUGGAUGAUAAGCACAUGUGUGGUAAGUAGUAUGAGAAGCAUUGAUUGAAGUAAUGAGUCUGACUCAUGGUUAUAACAGCGGAAUUACCGUCUAGGGACUGCCAGGAAGACAAACACUUCUAGUAGCUGUCUUCCUCACAGUCACUAGACCAGGGGUGUCUAAGUUUUUUCUGCAGUGGGCCACUUCGUCAGAAAUGUUUGUGUGCAUGGGCCAUACUAAUUUUUUGCUGAGAGAAAAUUUGGCCUUUUAGCUGUGUAAUACAAGUCAAUACUGGCUUAAGCUUGGUGCACUUCUGUCUUCCUUCCUUCUGACUUCAUGCACAGUGUAGAGAAGGGAUUAUGUGCGCUUCACUAUCUGCGGUGCUCUGUGUCCACGAUGCUGCUUCAAGUUUAACUUACACGUGCAGGGCCAAUGCAAGGAAUGUUUGCUACAAAGGCGAAGAUGCAUUUUCUUCCCCGUCCUCCCCAUGUGUCCCUUAAUCUUCCCUCUUGAAUUUCUUACCCGCUUUUACCGCUCCUUUGAAUGUCUUACAUCUUUUAGUAUAUCUAAUCCCCCAUUUUUUUCCCUUUAUGCGUCUCUUAAAACCCUUUCUGUGUCUCUCACUCCCCACAGCCCAUUUGUGUGUCUCUUUCUAUCCGAGCUCUGUUGUGUGUCUCUUACUUCACUCAGCCCCUUUGUGUGUAUCUUUCUCCCCCAGCAUAUUUGUGUGUAUCUUUUGUCCCUUCUCCAGCCUCUCUGUGUGUCUCCUCCCCUUCUCCCAGACUCUUAUUUCCCAUCCACUGUGUGCUUCUUCUUCCCCAGCUCCUUUUGUGUAUCCCUUUCUCAUCCCCUCUAUGUCCCUUUCUUCCUCCAGACCCUCUGUAUGUCUCUUCCCCUAGCACCUUUUUUCUUUCUCCUCCCAGCCCAAUCUGUUUCUCUUUGUCUCCCCAGCACCUCUGUGUAUCUCUGUCUCCCAGAAGCCCAUUGUGUGCGUGUCUUUUUCUACCUUCUGAACCCCUUUUUGUCUCUUCCCCCCAGCACCUUGUCUCUUUAUUCUCUCAGCCUCUUCGUGUGUGUGUCCCAGGCCCUCUGGGUGUCUCACCCCAGUCCCUGUCUAUCUUUUUUGCCCCUUCCAUAGCCACUGUCUGUCUCUUUUGCCCUUUCCCCAGCCCCUAUGUGAUCUUUCUCCCCCCGUGUGUCUUUGCCUUGCCCCCCCCAAACCCCAAAUCCCCUCUCUGUCUCUUUUGCUGGCCACCAGCUCACCUUUACUGUAGACGAGCAGCGGUAGAGGAACUUCUAUUUCCUCUCCCUGGUCUGAUAGGAAGCUCUGUGAGGACUCACUGUCAUACUGGGUAGAGGAUUCAGAAGAUUUCUACCACGGUUCGCUGCUCAUCCAUGCUACAAUGACUGAUUGGCUGGAGGGGAGCGCUGUGCUGUGCCCUAUCCUCUUGCCGCUCAAACAGAACUUUUGCACGUGUGGUUGGAGAAGCGGUAACCACUGCAGAUCUUUCGAAGGCCACACCCCAAUGUCUGGCGGGAAGCAUAUUGGACGCCCCAGCACCAGAUGGUAAUUCCACUACUAGAAGUGUUUUUUAGUUCUGCAAUGUAAUGUAAUGUUUUAGAGUAAAGGACUAAAACUAGAGGGCCACUGCACCCAAACCACUUCAUUGAGACAAAGUGGGCUGGGUGCCUGUAAUGGCAUGGUUUCCACCGGCAAUGGUCCAAUCUAUCUCGGGGACCUGAUGCACGUGCGCAACUAGCACCAUGCGCUCAUCCAAUUCUUCUCUUAGGAAAGCAUUCAAAGUGCUAAUAAGCUACAACAUCACAUGAACACGUUUUUCUGGGAGACAUCCACAAGAGAUGUGUUUAACCCUGCAAUGUAAACAUUGCAGUUUCUUAAACUGCAAUGUCUUUCAUUGCAAGGAUAAAAUGACAGGACCACUGCAUCUAAACCAGUGGCUUUAGUAAUCCUUGAAGACAUUCACGUUUUUCAUCUUCAUGUUUAGUGUUAUCAGGCACAAUGUGAAGAUAAAACAGGAAUAAAAAGCGCUAACUCCAAAGGCAGCAGAAUAAGGUCUGUAACUUUGAUACCCUAAUAACCCAAGAGGAACAAGGAAAAAAAUGCAGAAAAAAACAGACUGCGCCAAAUAAUAAAUGCUAGAUAAUAUUAUACUGAUAUAUAUAUAUAUAUAUAUACACACACACAAUAUUAUAUAUACAAAUAUUGAGAUAUGACAAUAAUAAAGAGUCCCAGCAGAAAACGUUUUUUUUGCAGAUAAGAAUCUUUUGAAGGUAGUUCUUUUUUGGAGGUCAGUCUGUUAUCCUCCUUAGUGUUAGAAUAGACACAACUUUAGUGCAGAUGAGGAAUUCUGUUGUUGGUGUAAGGAUAGAACUUCUAUUCAGCUCUUAGACUGUGAUCGGUACAAUUCCCGCUCAAGGAUAAAUCUGGAGCUGUCCUCUUUUGAUGUUCACAGUGUAAACAGCAUAUGAAAGGAAUAAAACGAGAUAUAGUGCUAACUGUUUCAAGCCAUAUUACUUUUUUAAAAAUAUAUAAAAUCUACUCUCAAUUUCAAGAGCACAUUUUGCUCAAUGAUAUCAGCUUGGGUGGUAUGAUCUCCACCAAGGUUAUAUGUAGGUAGAUGUGGAGGUUCUUUUAGAUUAAAAAAUAAAAUGCAGAAUAAAAAAUAAACAUAACAUUUUGAGGGUAAAAACAAUGUUUACUGUAAUAUACCACACAAAAUAAAAACAGAUAAAAAAAAAGUCCUUCUAUAUAAUCACAACGCGUUUCACACAUAGGCUUUCUCAGAUUAUCAAAAUAAAAGCAGGUAAAAAAGUCCUUCUAUAUAAUCACAACUCGUUUUACCCAUAGGCUUUCUCAAGUGAUCAUACCACCCAAGCUGAUAUUUUUGAGCGAAAGGUGCUCUUGAAAUUGUGAGUAGAUUUUAUAUAUUUUUUAAAAAGUACUAUUGUUUGAAACAGUGAACACUAUAUCUCGUUUUAUUCCUUUCAUAUGCCGUUUACAUUGCAGUUACAUUGUGAACAUCAAAAGAGGACAGCUCCAGAUAUAUCCUUGAGCAGGGAUUGUACCGCUCAGAGCCCUCUCUAAGAGCUGAAUAGAAGCUCUCUCAUUACACCAACAGAAUUCCUCAUCUGCACUAAAGUUUUGUCUACUUGAACACUAAGGAGGAUAACAGACUGACCUCCAAAAAAGCACUACUUUCAAAAGGUUCUUAUCUCCAAAAAAGACUUUUUUCUGCUAGGAUUUUUUUUUAAUUAUUAUUAUAUCACAAUGCGAAGAUGAUGGACACUGCUAAUGAUUCAAAGGUUCUUAUAAGAACCACCGGAUUUGCACAGUGUGCUCUGUUAAUCAUCAGAAUUUCCCUUUGAGAAGCAUCUGAUCAUCAGAACUGUUAGUCUGACGAGAGAGUGGGUUGCAGUGAGGAAGCUGACUCGGCACUGGAUUACCGGAAAUUUACUUUUUUUUUUUGCAAACUUUUUUCACACAAAGGGGACUCAUAAUCUAAUUUAUCAUAGGAACAUUCUAAAUAAAUAAAAAUAUGAACUUUUAAUUAUGAGUGUUCAUUUCACAAUCUGAAAGUAAGCAUUCACAGCAUUUAAUGAAAAUUUCUCAGAGAGGGUGCUAGAUGCCCAUAACGUUUUAUAUCAUUAUAGCCAAUAAAUAAUUCAAAAUAAAAUUCCCUUCACACUUGUUUAAAGAGGCAAUCCUUUUUAUUACUUUUUACAGCCAAGUAUAUCUGAAUUGAAUCUGAACUGAAUUGAAGUAUAUGCAACAUAAGGAUAACUGAAAAGUCCUAUGAAACAAGAAAUUUUGUUUACCAUAUAAAAUUACCAGACAAACUGUGUUUAACAAACAUUUCAUUUUUAAAACACAUCUGCAUAAGUGUAUUCAAUGUGGACAUCAGCAUGACAAAAGCACCUCAAAGGUUAUCAUUUUUAGGUAGACCACAAAAAAUCAAUAUGUAUUAUAACUGUCGUCAUUUUGUGUAAGUGAUGAAAUAUUAUCAAUGUUAUUUUUACUUCUCACCCUUCUGCUUCAGAAACUUCCUGUGAACACCAUGCAAAUUUUGUACAAAAGUGAACACAGCCUAGCAGUGACGUCAAACAAAAGUGCAUUCAUUAGCUUUGCUAUCUCAUAUGAAAGGAAAAAAAUAACAGUUCAGGUUAUUGUUUUCAAAGCAAAAUUACUGUCCCUAUUUUUUACAGGCCUGCUGAUAAAGGUCUGUCUAGAUUGCACCCUCUUACAAAUGCUAUAAGCACACAAAAUCUUCUAUUCACUCUAGUGCUAACCUUAUGUGUUUACAUAUAGCACUUGUGCUUGUGUGUGAAAUUACGUGCACUUGUUUUGUUCUGUUAGUUGUACAGCUUUCUGUAAUGUCUAUGCCCUAAGGAAGCAUGACAUAAGUUGAUAUGGGAAAAUGUGAAUUAAAUGUCUGCUAGCGCUUCUAACACAAAGUGUAGAUUUAUGGGUCUUGAUGUGACAUCAGUGAGUUGUACUGAAUGAGGAACCUGCUUGCCAAAUAAGGAUGAACAUAACAAAGCGUAGGGAAACAAAAGCGCUUAUUUUGCUGAAAGUUGAGUUUUUCUUUGCACCUGGGCUGGCUUCGCAGAAAUGUUGCUUGUCAAUGUACCACUCACUAUUACUUAAUAAACCCCUUUGUAUAACUGGUAUACUUUAACAUGAUUUUUAUUUAAUUUUUUUAUAAUUCUGUUUUGACGUUUAUACAUUUCCCAUGUUGCUUCACAUGCAAAAAUCUAAAAAAUUCAGCCGAAUUAGUCUGCAUUGAAUGCAAGGUAAUUUCACAACAGUCUUGUGUUUCCUACAGAUAGUAGAGGUGUAUUUAUUAGGGGGGAGCACACUAGAUGAUGUUUACAGGGUUAUUUGCUAAAGUGUGUAUUGAAAAAAAAUGAAUUCACUGUGAAUUUCAAAUUUAAUAUAGCUGACCUCAAAAAAUAACUGUAAUGGAGAAUGCUGCUAAUUCAGUGAUAUUUUUUUUUCCUGCAAUUUGAAAUGUGUUAUACAUUAAUGUCAGUUCACACUUUAGUAAAUAACCCUGGCAGUUAGAUACUAUAAUGUGCUAUUACAUCCCAAGUGACAGAUGCACUUUAAAACCACUUUAGUUAGUUUUUGGUUAAGCUACAAGACAUAAGGAGCAGUGCUUCAUAAAGGGGGCUAAAUGUUCACUUUCAUUAAUUAUUCAUCAUGUUUAUUAACUGUUUCCAGAUGCACCUGAUAUUUUCCCAUUUUGUAUUCAAAACACAUUUAACAUGACUGUGGGCAUAUUAGAAAUACAUCAUCAUUAUAAUUUUAUAAUUAGGCAAUGCCUACAUUCUUAACAUUGGAAAUUAUGUUGCAAUUCUGGUAUCAAUAGGACGUGCUCUUCUAAAAUAAGUGGCUUUUUAAAACUGCCAUAAAUCUGUUUAAAAGGGAACUGUCACGUCACUAGGUUUUCAGUGUCAUGUAUACAUAUUACCCAUAUUUAACAAAUAUGUUUGCGAGUCUAUUCUACUCCAUUCUGGAACAUAUUGUCUCCCCACAAAGCAUUGUUUGAAAUAAGCUCUGCCUUUUGUAGCCAUCAGUCAGCAGAGAACAAUUAUAAAGACAAAAGGAAAAACAGAAAAAUGUUUUAUUUCUCUUCCUCCAACGUAAUGUUCCUGGCUGUGCCUGGAUUGUGAUGUCAAUUGGUAAAUGUUUAAUAUACAUUAAAAAAAAAAAAUAGAAAAAAAGAGCAUCACAUGCAGAACGGCUAACACAAGUUAUAGGUGACUUGCAAUGUUUUAUUCCAUGGUGUAAUUUCUAGAAAAGUGACAGUUCCCUUUUAUGCUUUUCUUUUGACAUGCAAUUUACAUAGCUCAAAACACUAGUGUUUAACCUGUGCAUAGAAAAUAAUCAGAUAGCGUGACAAGCAAUAAAGAACAUGUUGCUUUUUGUCAAAAGAACACUAUACAAACGUGUUCCUGACACUAUAGUUUCAAACUAUUUGGUUCCUCGGCCCCCUUCAGAUCGCAUGAGAAAGGUGAGUUUACUUACCUUGUUUCCCACCUCGCACAGGUCUCGCCACGGCUGGUCCCGCCAAUCCAAUGCUUUCCUGUAGGAUUGCAUUGGGAGGUUAUUGUGCAUGUGCAGCAAAACAUUGCAAUGUGCCAAUCAGCAUCUCCUCAUAGAGAUGCAUUGAAUCAAUACGUCCUCUAUGGGGAACGUUCUGUGCCUCUGUAGCACUGACACAGGAAGCACCUGUAGUGGCCAUCUAAGUGACUGAUACUCAAGGUGUAACUAGCCAGCAAAUGUAGUGUUUACAGUGCUAAAGCUGCAGGGACAGCCUAUAGACCCCAAAAGCACUACAUUAAGCUGUAGUGGUUCUGAUGGCUAUAGUAUCCUUUUAAUUCAUAACAGCAACAGAAAAUGCUUCUCCUUUGUGUAGAAUGACUAAAGGAAAUUGCAAAAAACUAUAGCUUAUUUCUAACAAGUAGAUCUUUGAUUGCCUUCAAAAGUGUCAAAGUAUGUAAUCUUCUUCUUUAAGUUCCAAUAUUAUGUUCACUUCCCUUUAUGUUUAACAAAAACAUUUUUGUGAGGUUGGAAAAAUAAAAUUAAAAAUUAAUUUCCAUAUCUCUUUAUCCUGCAACUGGGCUCCUCCAUAUUAGUAUUAUGUCAAUCAUUGUGAUAAGCUCUGUCCUUUGCUAUAGUCAGUUAGCAGAGAUAAAACAGGGAGAGAAGAAAUUAAAAAUGUUUUUGUUUUUCUUAAUCAUUAGCAACAUUUGCCUUGGCAUUGCCUGCAUUGAGCUGGAUUAUGAUCUGCAUUCGGUAGUGCAUAUGAUGCCAGAUGUACCCUGGCCCUGUUUUCCGGUAAUGGGUCAUAUAUUUUUGCAACAGUUUCUCUUCUUACCUGGGUCGCCUCCAAGUGCUGAGGUCCUCUAUGUCCAGUGGCAUGCAUACAGCUUCUACUACCACCAGCCAUCUAUCGGCUGGGUGCGUCUGCUGACCACUAUCAGCCAAUAAGUGCAACUGUGUGCAUUAAAAUAUGCACAGAAUUGACAUUAACCAGCCUGAAAUUCUUGUUAUGGGCUGGCUAAUGGCACUUCAAUGAUGCUGCACAGUGGAGUUACACCUUCAGCAGCAGAAAUUAAACUCAGUAUGAGCAGCGUCAUACAAACUCCAGGCACCAUGACCACUUUAAAUCACCAAAGUGCUCAUGGUACUUGGAGUAACCCUUUAACUGAAGCAAUGUGAAACUGGUGCAUGGUUGUGUUUUGACAUUUUUGGAUAUUGCAACUUCAACUGAACCUAUAAUUUGAGUCUAUGGUGAAAAUCAUAUUUUAAUGCAUGAUAUAUAUUUACAACACAAAAUGCAGUAGAAAAUCACAUCUAUUGUGCAAGACAUUAAUAUCUAUUUAUAGGCGUCUCAUGCUUACGAUGCCUGAACCACGGUAGGACUCUUUGUUAUUUGCUAGAUUUGUCGUGAAACUGAUUUCCCCUGAGGCUUAUCUUAUUUCGCUCGUCUUAUAGAGAAGGCUGCUAAUAAAGUGCCUGCACUGUUAUUUAAUCUACCCAGUCUACUGCAUGUGAGUUAACUCUGUGUCAUUUUAUAGCGGACCUUGUACCAUUGGCUUGGUCCCAGGGAGGAUUUCGCCUCAAGCUAAGAGCUGCUCAUCGAUAAAGCUUCUAGCUCUUACAGUUAGUGUAGUGGUAAUGGACUUCCUCUAGGAAAAGGGUGUAGAAUAUUCUGGUUUUAACAGGAACUAAACAUUUUAACCCUAUAAGGAUCCAUUUCCCAUGGAACGUAAAAUCCUGUAUGUGCCACUUCGUUCGGCAAUGUUCAUAUAAAUAUUCUUCAAGUAUUACAGAAUGGAGUUAAAAUCACAUCUGCUGUUAUGUAGUUUGCAUAUUCCUAUAGGGUCUUUACAAAUAGCAAGUAGAAAUAAAAAUGUAGUCUCUCGUUUUAUGAGCCGGAUGUUCUGUUCCUUUCAGACUGCUAAACAUUUAUAUGUGUGAUAUCUUUGGCCAUUUUAUAGAGGACUGUAAUAUGUUGUCACAGAGGAAAUAUUCAUAUUCUUUUAAGAUAAGUACUGCAUUGCGUGCAUUUGUGGCAUGUAAUAUCCAAUGGUAAAACGUGCAAGGUUGUAAUACUUUACCUUUUAUUGAUUGUUUUCUGUAUCCUCUCUGUUUGCAAAUGGUGCACCACGUGGAGAUACGGUACAAGAAAAUCUCUUUCCCUCUCCUCUUCUACCACUAUUAUUCACUCUACACUGAAUUUUAGCAAAAUAAGACCUCCAUUUAAUAUUCUUAGAUAAGAUAUUCAAAUAAUUUGAUAUUUUUUAAAUAAACUUUAAUAAUGAUUUAAUAAUUUGAUAUUUUAAUAUUUAAAAAGUUUAUCCAAAAAUAUUAGAUUAUUUGAAAAGCAUAUUCAAAAAUAAUAAAUCAAGGCCUAAAUCUGAAUGGCAAAAUCUAGGUUAAAAUAGCCAAGCUAAAAUUGAGAUUUUUUUUGCCGUUCAUCAAUUUUUGACAUUCGGAUUUAAUCCACUAAAAUUCAGGCCAUAGAUAGUGCAUUACCCUGAGCAAAUGCUUUUCUGUGCUGACACAUCUCUUCUAGGCCUCCCUGUUUUAUCAGUUCCUCAAGGCAUGUAUGUAUGACAAAAAGUGACAAGCAUAUAUAAAAGUGUUAUUAACUAUAACAAGCUAAAUUUACAAAAAAUAUGUUUACAGUAUAGCUUUGCUUAUUCUAGAGCAGAGAUGAGCAACAUUUGCCCUUUAUCUGUUUUAACUACAAUUCCCAUAUUUUUCUUCGUCACUUGACCAGCAGUGAAUUAGGGGACAUAUAGUCCAAUAAAGGUGGGAGAAUCCAAGAAAGUGGGGAAAAUAAAUAAAUUAUUUAAAUGGAUGGGGAACAUAGUUUUUACUAGUAAGCAACAGAAAGUCUUCACAGCUAAGCGGCAUUUCUGUUCAGUUUUAUGACUAAACUCAUAUUUAUUGAGAUAUAUUUGUCUGAUAUUUAGAAGAGAAUAAAUGAUUUACAGAAACAUGUGUAGCUAGAUACUCCAGAGAAACAAUUAGACAAUAUUCUAAGAUGAAAUGGGGGUGCUCAGACAUCCAUGUAGGAUGUGGUCUAUUGUUACAUUAUUUUAGAUGUUAUCAUGGGACCUGUACUCAGCCUUAAGGACCCCAUUACCCUUAUCACUGGUUCCCUGUCUGACAGAAAAAUGUAUCUAUUUUAAAGUCUUGUUAUGGUAUGACUUCACUCAGACACUGUAUGUGGCUGCUUCCUUAUUUUGCAACAAUUUCAGUUCCUCUUCACCUCUAUACCACUCAAGGACCACAGCCUCCUCUGUGCUUUCAUAUCUCACGCUCUCUCCGGGCCGAAAAAGUCCCCUACACAAGCCGUCUCGUUAAUCAAUCGCUCUGUAACUGUCUCUUUUUUAAGGUACAUUUUUUUCUCAAUUCCGGUUUCCUUCCUGUUCGAUUUUCUGAGCUCCUAUUGUUUAAACGAUCAAAUGUUUAUUUGUUAUGCUAGAUUUUUUCAUAAAGCAUUUGUUUGAGCCGUAUGCAUCAUACAUAAAGCUAAAAUAAUGUAUAGGAAACAGAAAGAGGCAAAGCUACCAGGAAAGGAUGCAAUUAAUAUUAUGCAAUGCUAAAUGAAUGCUAUAAAUACCAUUAGUACAGGCAAUAUAGAACAUACUUAGAUACCUACAAUAAAAACCAGAGAACAAAGAGUUACCUGCGCACAAGCCCAAAUUCCUAUGCAUAUUUGAAUAAAUGGAGGUUAUUUAGUAACUCCCUCGGGCCAUUAGAUACAAGCCCACCUGCCACGUCAAAGCAAACCUCUUAGGUGGGUCCUACACAAUUCACCUUGCUUCCCUCAGCUUCAGGCAAAUAAAUCUCUAAUGAGACAGAGGGGUAUUUUUCUAAACCCCUACAUCAGGGGUAGGCAACCUACGGCACUAGUGCCAUGCACGGCACUCAGGGCUGCUAGAGCCAAACAGGCUCUGGCCUAUCAGGAGUCCCAGGUAAACUUCAGAUAUCUGCUAAUGCAAAAAGGUGGUGAAGGGAAAUCUUUAAUUUAUGCAUUGCAGCACGUAGAGGAAGUUGUCUCAGAUCACUUCAUUCCAGCACUUUUGAAUGGGAAUCCACAAUGGAGUAGAGCAGCCCACAGCUGCUGUUGCAGCUCCUGUCCUUGAGCUGUACCUGGCCACCCACACAGCUAGAUAUACACAGAGCUACAGAAUUACCCUCCCCUCAUACAAAUAAUACGAACAGCCCACACACAAACACAACACACAAUCCGUUCAAACUUAACACCACUGACAAUCCACAUACAUGCACACAACCCCACAUGCAGCCUCUCACAUGCAAAACCCCAAACAGCCCCACAAUACCACAAACUACUCAAACAUAUACAAUAUAAUAGCUCAUAUACGCACAAAUACAACGAUACAAAGUAACUACAGUAUACGUAACAAGCAGAAUACAGCAACAUACACCCCUCAAUUUAAGAAAAUAGGACCGGCACGCUACCGGACAUCACAAUCCUAUUUCGGCACCGUGCUGCUAAAAGGUUGCCUACCUCUGCCCUACAAACUUAUUAAGCCUAAACACAUGGCCGUCCAGGAUUUGUAUUCACUUUUGUAUCACACAGCCAUGUUACGAUGCUGCCACCCACCCCAUGUGUUCCCUUUUAAGUGCUAAUAAGUAUGUAGGGGUUUAGAAAAUCACCCUCUCUGUCUCUUAAAUAUACCUAGGGAUUUGGGCUAGUGCACAGUUAACUCUUUUUUUCUCUGGUUUUUUAUUGGAUGUAUUGGGGCUGAUGUGUGCUAUGGUCAUUGCUGCUGCCCAGGAGUAGUGGGAGUUUGAGCGCAGGACUUAUUUUUGUAUACUUAGAUACCUACCUACAUUUGUUUAGAACAGCGGUUCCCAAACUGUGUGCUGCGUCGCCCUGGGGCGCCGGGACAGGCACACAGGGGUGCCGCGGAACGUUUCUCCCGGUGCUAUGGUUAUAGCACCGGUAAACAUUACUGCUGAACAGGGACCCGGUUUACUAAUUGACAUGCAAAUCAAUUUAUAACUUUUUUGACAAGUGUUUUUCUGUAUUUUUUGUUGUUGUUGUUAUUCUGUCUCUCACUGUUAAAAUACACCUACCAUUAAAAUUAUAGACUGAUCAUUUAUUUGUCAGUGGGCAAACGUUCAAAAUCAGCAGGGGAUCAAAUACUUUUUCCCCUCACUGUGCAUUACAGCCUAGGGAUAUCUCCACUGGCCACUCCUUAUGUGGCUAAUAUAUGUGCUUCCUGGGGCAGUGCUGCCAUUCAGUGUCUCCACCCUCUGCAUGGAGACAUUGAACAUUCCUCAUAGAGAUGCAUUGAUUCAUUGCAGCUCUAUGAGGAGAUACUGAUUGGCCAGGGCUGUAUUUGGCUUAUACUGGCACUGCCCCUGAUUUGCUUUCUUGACAAGCUCAGCCAAUCCAAAGCUUUCUUAUGUGAAAGCAUUGGGAUUGGCUCAGAACACCACUUCUGAUGAUGUCAGCCAAGCAGGCAGAUCAGGGGCAGAGCCAGCAGAAGCAGACUGGGUCAAGGGGUGGGGGACUAGAUUGUGGUUUUACCACUAUAGUGUCAGGAAUACAUGCUUGUUUUCCUGACCCUAUAGUGUUCCUAAUUUACAAUAGUGCCAAUUCUUCUCCCCUCUCUGGCACUGAACUAGUUCACAGCUCUACUAUUAGAUGACCAAAUAAUUUCAUACCACUAACAUUUCAAACUUAUUCUAAUUUUAUUACACAGCUCAGUUUAAAGGCACUGAAAAGGCGGUGUUUGCAUGAAAAUGCCUUAAGGGAAUGAUUAUGCUCACCAGAAAGAAACAACAUUAAGCUGUAGUUGUUCUGGUGACUACAGUGUCCCUUUAAGGCUUACAAAACAUUAAGAGCUACCUUUUUGGCAAUCCUCUACAUUAACCAAUUUUCUUACGGGCUUGCUGAGUAGUAUGUCUGUAGCUACUGCCCUAAGCAUGACCUACAGAAUAUAGAGAAUUAGUAAAUCUUCGACUUGCAAUUUAUUUUUAAUUACAAUAUGGAACUAGGAUAACUGUCUGCAAGGAACUGCAAAGUGAUAUAUUCAUAUACCCACUUGUUUUCAAAGGGUUAUCAAACUAUCUGUGUCCAGCUUAAUUAGAAAUGAAUAAUUUUCCUAAUUUCUUUCUUUUUGCAGACUAGGAGACAUUGAGUGAUCUCUGUCAAUCAGUUGAGAUUAUGAAAACUACUGCAUUAUCCUUAAUGGGGUAGAUAAAGAUUGUAUCUGAAAUCUUGUAUUACUGCCAUGAGUCACAAAAUGACAUACAAGGUUCAAAGGAAUUUAGAAUUAAACUGAUCAGGUGAAGAAAAACCAACAGAAGAUGUAAUUGAUUAAGUGGUUCAAGUAAAAGAAUUUCAAGAGGAACUAUUGAGCGAGGCAAGCAAACUGUGAAAAGUGAAAAACUAGCAAGAACGCAUACAGUAUCAACCAAUCAAAGAAUAAGAGAGAAGUUUAAAAUAUAUGUUGUCAAUAAAUGAUUGGAGGCAUCGACAGUGAAAUGAAAAACAACAAAGAAAUUAGUCAUGUGCCGUGACAGACAGCUGAACAGUGAAAUACAGUAGACAGGGAAGUAAAGGAGAUAUACACUCAGCAACUUAAACAGAUAAAAGCAAGCAAGCAAAGUAAAGCAGCUGAACAACAAAAGGACGAAAAAGAGUGUAUACAAUAUCCCAAAGAAAACUGAACAGAAUUGGAGACUUCAGACAGGCGACAUGGCAAAGCCAACAAUUUAAACAUUACCAAUGAGUGCCUUCUCAUGAAAUGCAGUCCGAUGACCUCUUUGUGCGUAAACUGCGCCAUCCCCCAACCCGAUCCUCCCCUCACAAGAGUCCUCGUGAGUCAAAAUCUUUAAUAGCUACAGGGAACAGUAAACACAACGGAGGGGGACGUUCUCUUUCAGAAUCUGAUCCAGAUCCCAGGGAAAAAGGAACCAGUAGCCCAUCUGCCAUACGUUUUAAGGAUCCAUUCCUGUUGCUGGGACUGGCUGGGAUCAGCCAGGGGCCAUCGGCCCAAGAGGCUAAAGAAAAGCCCCCUGAAGGAUGUCCGGUAGCCCAACGACCCAAGAGUUUUGCUCACCAUGAUGUUCAAAGCAUACUGUUUGAUCCUUUUCGAAAAGGUGAAUCUGAAAGUCGAAAAAAUGUUAGGAGCGGAGCUUCAGCAGCCUCGCAGCUUAGAACUUGUACUUCAUCACCAAGAAGAUCUUUGUCAUCGCCUGAGGAGCCAGGAGAUCCAGGUGAUGGCAAGGACAAUGAGCUUCUCCUCAGCUGUCCCUAUUUUCGCAACGAAAUAGCUGGAGAGAGCUUUGAUGGACAAAAGGACCCAGGAUGGAAUUUCUGUACUUCUUUUACUUUGCACAGUCCUCACAUCACCUCUCCUGUGAGGGGUCCUAAUGCAGCUGUAUCUGUGCUGGAAGAAGCUAGGGAAAGAAUGAGAGACAGUAGCUACUUUGUGGAGUAUCAAGAUCUGGGUGCAUUAUAUUAUCGAAAAUAUUUUUACGGCAAAGGUUAGUAAUAUUCAGUUUUUUAAAUGUUUCUCUUUAAACCAUUUUAGGCUGGUUUUAUAUGUUCUUUCUGUUCUAUGCUUUGUUUAUGUUGGGACAUUUGUAAUAUUAAUUUUGUCUCAUAGAUAUAAGAGAAAAUGCUCAUAGCAAAAUGACAAAUGUUAAUAAAAUACUAACAGGGUUAUUUACUAAAGUGAGAAUUCAAAGGGAAUUUAAAGGGACACUGUAGUCACCGGAACAACUACAGCCUAAUGUAGUUGUUUUGGUGUUUACUGCAUGUCCCUGCAGGGUCUUCAAUGUAAACACUGCAUUUUCAGAAAUAAGGCACAAUUUACAUUACUGCCUAGGAACACCUCUAGAGGCAGUCACUCAGACAGCCACCAGAGGUGCAUUCAGCGUCUCCACGCUUUGCAUGGAGGCGAUAAACAUUCCUCAUAGAGAUGCAUUGAUUCAAGUCUUCAAACUUGAGAUCAUCAUGUUUGAUGAUCUCAGCCAAGGUGGUGGAGCGUGGGUUAAGCCAGCCACAACAUACUCGCAUGGUGCUGGAAAAAGGUGGGUUAACUCACCUUUUUAACCGGUGAUAAGGGGGAUCGUUAACCUAAACUAUAGUGUCAGCAAUACACGUUUGUAUUUCAGUAGCAGAACUGAAAGCAUAGCUGACUUCCAAAAUUUUUCCAGUUCAGCUAUUUUAAACUUAAAUGCAAAAUUCACUUUAAAUUCUCACUUUAGUGAAAAAAAAUAUAAAUAUCCAAGUUCACAAGGGAUCCAUUUGAGUUAAAAUAUUUCCAUGUGUUUAGAUAUAUCUAAGAUUUGGGACUAACUUCCAAAACAUGUGGAAGGUUUUACAGUAUUUGUAUUUUAGUUAAUACUUACUUUGCUAUUAUACUUCCUAUCUUUACAUGCCAGCUUUUCUGUUUCCAACAAAAUGCACCUAAAAGACAACUUCUGUAUUAACCUUUAUAAUUUUUAGGUUUGUUUAUUUUUUAAUCCAUUUUUACUCUAUAUUUAUUUUCCUUCUCAGAGCAUCAGAACUUUUUUGGGAUUGAUGAACGUUUGGGACCUGUUGCUAUAAGCUUACGGCGUGAUGAGAGAGAGGGACCACAAAGUAUUCAGUACAAUUACCGAAUAGUUUUCCGUACUACAGAGGUAAGCAAUGUUUCCUUCUUUGUCAAGCGCUUACACCUUUUUGAUUUAUUGCAUCCACUAUUAUUAGACAUUUCGGCCUUUUUGAUGAAGAUAUGUUUUUCUCUUAUAAAAGUUGUCCAGAAUUAUAUUCAUGCCAUAUUUCCUCUUGGUUUCAUUUUAAAGAGACUCUGUAAGCAACAUGUUGCAAUUUCCUGCAUCUCAUUUCGUUAUGGCUUCUUGUUAAUGUGUGUGUUCUCUGUUUAAAGUUAAAAACUCUCCGUGGAUCUAUUCUUGAAGAAGCAUUCCCGCCAACAAUCCGAACAAACUCCUCAAGAGCCAUCUCUCCAAAGAAAUUGCUGGAAUAUGUUAUUCCAGAAGUCAGCCUGCAAUGUCUGCGUUUGGCAUCCAAUUCUCCCAAGGUGCCAGACACUUUACUAAAGUUAGAUGAGCAGGGGGUGAGUAAGACUUUAUUCUAUUUCGUUGGCGUGUAUUUUGGUAUCCAUGUUCAUUUUAAAUAAAUAGAUUUUUAAACAGUUUUCUUCAAACAUUCACACAAGGUUUUUAUGUUUUGUCAGCUUAUGUACACUGAAAAAAAUUAUAAACGCAACACUUUUGUUUUUGCCCCCAUUUUUCAUGAGCUGAACUCAAAGAUCCAAGACUUUUUUUAUGUACACGAAAGGCCUAUUUUUCGCAAAUAAUGUUCACAAAUCUGUCUAAAUCUGUGUUAGUGAGCACUUCUCCUUUGCUGAGAUAAUCCAUCCACCUCACAGAUGUGGCAUAUCAAGAUGCUGAUUAGACAGCAUGAUUAUUGCAAAGGUGUGCUUUAGGCUGGCCACAAUAAAAGGCCACUCUAAAAUGUGCAGUUUUGCCAAUAUCCAGCAACUUCGCACAGCCAUUGAAGAGGCGUGGACCAACAUUCCACAGGCCACAAUCAACAACCUGGUCAACUCAAUGCGAAGGAGAUGUGUUGCACUGUGUGAGGCAAAUGGUGAGGCAAACUGGUUUUCACUCCCCUCCCCCCCCCCAAUACAGUAAAACUGCACAUUUUAGAGUGGCCUUUUAUUGUGGCCAGCUUAAGUUGAUAUUUAAAAGUUAAUCUUCAUUUCUUUAAGUAGAACUACAUCUUCAUAGUUUUGUUUAUGUAUUGCAAAGCACUAGAGGAUGUGGGUAAGUUACUGAGUAAUACUGAAUAUAGUUUGGUUAGUCAGACUGGAGGUUUUCAGACCAGAAGUGAAGACUAAAUUAAGUGGUUGAAAGGAUGUGAUCUUUAUUUUAACCAAAUGGAACAUAAUAUAAUGAGGUUACCAAAAAUGUUCAUCUACAAUACCCCUCAGUAUUGUUCAAAGCUCCCUCCUCAGAUUUCUAAAUAUAUUUAGAUUUAGAAUGUUUGUAACCGUACAAUAAUAUAAGUGGCAGCAUACCGAAAUAUGCCAUACUGUAUUUAAUUUGCCUGAUGUAUGCUUUACUGGACGAGGUGUCCCAGAACCUAUACCACUGUGGAAAUCAUGAGCAAGUUACCUGCUUGGAAUCUUAAGAUACUAGAUCUGAGAAGGCAGCUGCAAAUGUGGGAAUGGACAUGAAAGCAGAUUACUGUUUACUGAGCAGCCACUGGAGGAGGUCACUGUAAAUAAGGUCAAGACGUGCUUAGAUAAUGUAUGUAGGGCACAGGGCUGGCAGGUAGUAGAGGAAAUGAAACUAGCGAGGUGUGCUCUAAGCUACUGCAGUUGAAGUUUGAGUGAAUAUGCUGAGAGUUAAUUUCAGAUUGUGCUUUAAUGGAGUAGAAUGAUACUCCUAUUUGCCAUAUUGAUUCACGUCUCUAGUUCACUGAUGAUGUAAGCAGUUCUAGACUGGAGCUGGUAGUAGUGAUGUUAGUAGGGUGUGCUUUAAUAUUUUGACAGAGUAAAUGUUGCCUUGUCGAAUGGUUAUUUAUUUUUUCUGUAGCACUAUACAGUAUAAAAGGGUCUCUGUGUUAGAAACUUUACAUGAAAUAUAACAAACAAGAUAAUACCUAAUGACACAGGGUUAGACGGGGUUGCCAGUUCAUGAAAUUAUCAAAGUUCAUCGUUAAAAAAAAUAUAGCAGACAUAGCAGCAGUGUGCGAUGUCAUUCUGUGGUUAGUAAGGCAUUGACAAAAACACAAUAAAAAAACAGGGUAAUUACACUCUCUAUAAAGUGCAGGUUUGGGUACCAGUUUUCAAAAAUUACGUAAUGGACCUAAUAGAAGUGCAGAAGUGGGUUACAACAUCUAAAAAAUAAAUUAUACAAAUUUGAUUAUGAAAAAAAGAUAUUAGAAAUUAUGCCUGCACUUUAUGUGUAAUAGACUGCUAGGUUAAAAAAAACAGUCCUGUGUGCAACAGAUCCCCAGCCUAUUCAGUAGAGCUUUCAAGCAAUAGAUCGCCAAUCAAAAGAAUAAUUCGGCAAGCAAUGGAACUAGCAACAGAUAUCAGAAACAUAUGUUAAAGUAUCAAUGUAUUAUAAAGGAACAAAAACAGGAUACCAGCUGAGGCCCGCACUAGUAUUCAGGGUUCCUUAUCUAUUUUUUAUUUAUUUUUUGCAUUUGUUCCAGCAAUGUCUAAAAAGCUCUGUUGGUCAUAAAAGGGUUUUACUUAUCCCUUAAUUAGCUCAUAUUUGUUUUGUGAUAUGAAGACACAUGUAUUCUGGGAAAUACGUUUCUCAAAAAACGCUUGCAAUAAAGCUCUGGAAUUAUUUGUUUCUUUAGCACAAUCCCGUGUGUUUACUUUUUCAAGUAUCAAAUCUGAAAUAUCCAUAUUUUAUAUAUUUUUUGGAUUGUUUAUUUUUUUGUCAUGAGGUUCCCCUAAAAAAGCAGGAUAGAAAAGAGUUUUCCUAAUAUAAAAAUGCUAUAGAAUUAUUGUUUGAUGCAUGGUGUUUGUGAAAUAAUAUGGGCUAAAUAUUGUUAUUACUCAUAAAGCUCCAACAUUUUCCAUAGGGUUUAUACAACUUAAAAAUAAGUUCAAAGUUUGAACCCUGAUCCAUCAAGCUUACAAUCUAAGAAGUAAUGUUGUACAUUUACACAACUGAUAAAAGCAAGAGUACAUUUUGUUCCAGGUAAAAAUGGAUGACAAAUGUAUUAUGAAGCGUAGUUUGUAAACAGUUUUUGACUACAGUAAGGGUGAAUGAAAACAAAGAGGAGAAUGUGCCAGAGGAGAGAAGUGAAUUGUUGAUAAAUCAUAAGAGGUGCAUUUUUCUUAUGAAUAAUCUGAGAAAGUCUAAUAGGCUGAGGAAGGGAAUUCCAUGAACCUUGAGCAUAUGUAGGUUACAGCACUUUUAUAAAGUGCUUUAUAGGUAAAGACUGGCCUUUUUCCCCAUUUUUUAUUUAGACUUGAGUAGUAGAUAGUGCAUUACAUAAUGACAGUGGAUAGAUUACAUGAACAUAAAACGUUAAAGGGACACUAUAGUCACCUGAACAACUUUAGCUUAAUGAAGCAGUUUUGGUGUAUAGAACAUGCCCCUGCAGCCUCACUGCUCAAUCCUCUGCCAUUUAGGAGUUAAAUCCCUUUGUUUAUGAACCCUAGUCACACCUCCCUGCAUGUGACUUGCACAGCCUUCCAUAAACACUUCCUGUAAAGAGAGCCCUAUUUAGGCUUUCUUUAUUGCAAGUUCUGUUUAAUUAAGAUUUUCUUAUCCCCUGCUAUGUUAAUAGCUUGCUAGACCCUGCAAGAGCCUCCUGUAAGUGAUUAAAGUUCAAUUUAGAGAUUGAGAUACAAUUAUUUAAGGUAAAUUACAUCUGCUUGAAAGUAAAACCAGUUUUGUUUUUUUCAUACAGGCUCUGUCAGUCAUAGCUAGGGGAGGUGUGGCUAGGGCUGCAUAAACAGAAACAAAGUGAUUUAACUCCUAAAUGACAGUGAAUUGAGCAGUGAAACUGCAAGGGAAUGAUCUAUACACUAAAACUGCUUUAUUUAGCUAAAGUAAUUUAGGUGACUAUAGUGUUCCUUUAAGUAGUAUCAGUAAGGGUUUUUUGUAUACAAUACAGUCCGUACAAGCAACAAAAGGUAGUGACAUUACAGCACAAUCACAUAUGAAAGAGCAGUAAGCAUAAGUGGAGCAUUUGUUUGCUAGAGCAUGCCUCUAUACCCAUUUGCUAGUGAAUUGGUGUUUUUUGGGUUUGUUCGGAUAGUCAGCCACCACUUUUGAGAUGUGCUGUGUCGUAACCAGAGUAUCCACCCCUCAGGUAGUUUUAUUUUCUGUUCUGGAGAUAUUCCCAUCCAGAAAGAAAGAGUAUGAAGAGAAAGAAAGAAUGGUAGGAGGGAGAUAGGAAAGGAGAACAGUGGUUAGGGUGAGGAGACAAAAGAGAUAGGAGAAAGAUGAGGUAGAGGGGAGAAAGAGGUUUGCCGCAAAGAGGAGGUACGGGGCGGUACCCGUGCACCCACCCACCCCCCCGACACCGCCGGCCCCGUCCAUGCACUCUAGUGUAAGUUGACUAGUUAGCGAAGGAUUCCCAUGGCUCCCAUACCUUGGUGAAAGGAUUUAAUGUCCCUCUUACUUGGGCAGUCAGCUUGUUCAUUAAAUAGGUAUCUUAAAGUUUCAGUAGUACAGUAUGGAUGGUAGGUACCUCAGUGCUUAGCCAAGACUGAGCUAUUGCUCUUCUGGUUGCCAGAGUAAUUUUAUGGAUCAGUUUUUGUUCUGAUUUUGGCCACCAGUCGAGCGGUCUGGAUAGUAAAAAUACCCAUGGAUCAGGUGUCACUGGUUUUUGAAAGAUGUUCGUCAUUAAUUCGCUCAUUUUGCCCCAGAGGGUCUGGACCUGGGGGCACUCCCACUACAUGUGUCCAUAUGUGCCUCUAUGUCCGCAUAGUCUCCAGCAUUGGUCAGUCGGUGUUUUGUGCAUGUGAUAGAGCUUAACUGGGGUGGUAUACACCUGAACAUCGUUUUGGACGACUGUUUUUGCAUCAUAACACAUGUAGAGGCUCGCCCGUUGGCCUCCCAGAUGUCCUUCCAGUCCGUGCCUUCCAGAGUCACACCUAACUCUGCCUCCCAUUGGUCUGUGUAGUGUAAUCCGCCCCAUUCUGUUGUGGUGUAGAAUAAAGCCUGGUGAUAAGUUCCUUCUGAUAGGAUUCUGCUUCACAGAUCCUUUCACAGAAAGUUAGCUGUGCAUGUGCAGAGACUAUGCGGACAUAAAGGCACGUACGGACACAUGUGGAGGGAGUGCCACCGGGUCCAGACCUUCUGGGGCAAAGUGAGCGAAUUAAUGACUGUCCACCCUCCUGCCCUACCUGUAGGUAGGUGUGAGUAAAUAAGAGAAAAUUUGGGGGACAUCAUAAUGUCUCCCUGCUCCCACCCAUGGUCAUUUUUAAAUGGGAGGGACCUAGUAUUCCUCCCAGCACCUAUCCAUUGGCAAAAAUUGGAAGUGCUUCAAACUGGAUUUUUUUGCCUUCUUUUGGAUCAACAUCAAAAAACAAAUGUGAGGAAGGCUGAACUUGAUGGCCACAUUAUUAUUGCCAUUUAUAUAGAGCCAACAGUUUCCGUAGCGCUUUACAAAAUUAUGAGAGGGGGGAUUUAACUAUAAAUAAGACAAUUACAAGAAAACUUACAGGAACGAUAGGUUGAAGAGGACCCUGCUCAAACGAGCUUACAGUCUAUAGGAGGUGGGGUAUAAAACACAUUAGGACAGGAAAUAACAAUCAAAUAAGGUGGGAGUGAAGCAGAGCUGGAGGAGAGAGUAAAGUGCUGCCCUUUAGGAGGGAGUAAGGGACAGGUAUGUGAUGUAAGUUACUCUGGGAGGCCAUAAGCUUUCCUAAAGAGAUGGGCUUUAAGGCACUUCUUAAAGGAUUGAAGAGUAGGGGAGAGUCUGAUUGUGGUAGGCAGGCUAUUCCAUAGGAAGGGAGCCUCCCGCAAGAAGUCCUGCAAGCGCGAGUUUGCCGUAUGGGUGCAAGCAGCAGACAGGAGAAGGUCACAGGCAGAGCAGAGAGACCGAGAAGGGGCAUACCUAUGGAUCUGUGUAGAUAUAUAAGAGGGGCUAGAAUUGUUCAGUGCUUUAUAGGUAUGGGUUAGCACUUUAAAUGGACUCUUAUAGGAUUCAGGAAGCCAAUGUAAGGACUGACAGAGGGGUGAGGUAUGAGAGGACCGACUAGAGAGGAAAAUCUGUCUGGCGGCAGCAUUCGUUACAGACUGUAGUGGGGCAACACGGCUUUUGGGAAGACCAAUUAGGAGAGGGUUACAAUAAUCCAUGCGGGAAAUUACUAGUGCAUAGACAAGCUCCUUAGUAGCAUCUUGCGUAAGAAAGGGGUGGAUGCAGGCUAUGUUUUUAAGAUGGAAUCUAAAGAAUUUGGCAACAUACUCAAAGGUGAGGACAGGAAUCAAGUGUGAUGCCAAGACAACGUGAAGGGAGAGCAAAAGAGGAGGAUCAGUAUUAGGAGGAGGAAAGACAAGGAGCUCAGUUUUAGAGAGAUUGAGUUUCAGAAAGCGGGAGGACAUCCAGUCAGAGAUGGAAGAAAGGCAAGCAGUGACAUGCUGUAGGACGGCAGGAGAGAGGUCCGGUGAGGAGAGAUAUAUCUGGGUGGUAGUGGAAUCCAAAUGAGGUAAUACGUUUGCCAAGAGAGGCAGUAUAAAGAGAAAAUAGAAGGGGACCAAGGACAGAGCCUUGGGGGACUCCAGUUGAGACAGGAUGAGGGGAGGAGGUAACAUUACAAAAGGAGACACUGAAUGAGCGUUGGGAGAGAUAAGAGGAAAACCACAAGAGCAUAGAGUCACAGAAACCGAGUGAUUGAAGAGUUUGAAGAAGGAGAGCAUGGUCAACGGUGUCAAAGGCAGCAGGGAGGUCAAAAAGAAUUAGUGGAGUAGUGACCUUUUGAUUUAGCUGCGAUUAGGUCGUUAGUAACUUUGAUAAGAGCAUUCUCAGUAGAAUGGAGAGGGCGGAAGCCACAUUGAAGAGGAUCAGAGAGGAGAGAGUUGGAAUUGAGAAAGUGAGACAUACGGGUAAAGACACCUCUUUCCAGAAGUUUUGAGGAAUAAGGGAGCAGGGAUAUGGGAUGAUAGAGGGGGAGGAUGGGUCUAGAGAUGUUUUUUCAGAAUAGGUACUACAGUGGCAUGUUUAAGGUCAGCAGGGACAACGCCAGAAGAGAGAGAGCAGUUGAAGAUGUUUGUUAAGGAAGGCACAAGACAGGGGGAGAGAGAUCUGAUAAGGUGAGAUGGGACAGGAUCGAGCAGGCAAGGGGCGAAAAGAAAGGAGAAGCGCAGACACUUCUUGUUCAGUAGCCGGGAGAAAGUCUGAAGGGUAGGAAAGGCAUGAUCUACGUGUGGUUGAGAAAGAGAACGGCAAGGUGGGGAGAAUUAGUUUAACAAAUGGUUUGCGGCCGAAAUUCAGGAUUCAUGAAUGAAAUUUUUAUUUGUACGAAACAGAAAUUGAACUGGUGCACAUGUCCAGCAUUUAGUAAUAUUGACUUUCAUCUGCCACUUAAUCUUUCCUUUUCUCAAGUUGCUUAAAAGGACACUGUAGUCACCAGAACAACUACAGCUUAAUGUAUUUGUUGUGGUGAGUAUAACCAUUUAGGCACUUUCAUGUAAACCCUGACAAUUUUGAAUUUAAUUCUGCUGUGAAUAGGGAGUCAGUGAAGGGACUUGCAGAGAGGCGCAGUAAAUAAGGGCAACUAGUAAGGUGGGUUAGUCUAGCAUUUGGAUGGGCUAAAGGGGGGAAAAGUGGGAGACAGCAGGUUAUUGCAGUAGUCGAGAUGAGAAAUAGCAAGUUAGAAAUUGGCGUAGAUUUCUAGUGCUAGACAAGGGAAUUAGAAGGAGCUUAUUCUUGGAACUAUUGAUUUUUUAUUUAAGAAUUGUCAGAUAAACAGUCUCUGACAAGAGAAACGACAGAGGGAAAGAGCUCAGGCGUAGAGAGAUAGAUCUGAAUCUCGUCAGCUCUAAACUUAACAUCCAUAGCAUGAGGAAUUAUAAAUUGAUAUGAGCAGAUGACCCAAGAUAAAGCCAAAAGAUGGCGGUGACAAAGGCAGUGAAUAGGAGUCGCCAGUAAACGACACAGAAAAGAACUUAUUAGAAAGAUAAUAGUAGAUCCAAAAGAGAACAGUAUUGCAUACACCAACUGAGCUGAGAGUCUAUAGGAGGAGAUGAUAAUCAAAUAUGAGGACAGCUGAGAGGUCAAGAAAGAUAAAUAUAGAGUAGUGGCCGUUACUUUUUUUUAAAUAAAUUCUUUAUUUUGAGUGUGCAUGGAGUAACAGAACAUCGUACGAUGCCACAACAGCACGAGUAAGUGUAUGGAUAGCACAGAGGGUCACAUAUGUGGCUCAGAGGUGACGGCACAUUUUAAAAUAUUAUUAUGAAAGACAAAACUGUUUCGUUACAGUAGCGUAACUUUAACGUGGAGUACUAUCUUAAGCAUGCUAAAUGAGCUGGCUUUUGAGUUAGGCAAAAUCAUGAGAUUAAAUUCAGGCAAUUAAUUCAACGUGUGCUCUGGCUUUAACUUUGAGUACAAGCUUAAGCAUGCUAAAUUAGCUGGCUUUGAGUUACAUAAAAUCAUGACAGUACAUUCAAACAAUAAAUUCAACGUGCGCUCUGGCUUUAACUUUUGGUACAAACUUAAACAUGCUGAAUUAGCAGGCAAUGGGUUAAACAAAAUCAUGAGUACAUUCAGACCCUAAGUUCAACGUGUGCUCUGAGUAUGUGUGGUCUGCCGUGUGUGUGUUAGUGUCCUCUUAGGUUCUGAGUGGUGUGUACCCUGUCUGGUAGUCGGUUCAAUGGGUGUGGGUGAAUGAGCCUGGCUAUUGUUAUGCUGGCACAAUAGAGUGCAUGUAGAGCUAAGCAGUAAGGCAAAAUAUAUUAAUAUUAAUAUUAACAAGAUGUGCAGCAUACUAUGCUAGGUUGGAGCUUGAACUAGAUUAGCAGUUCCUAGAUUAUAAUGGUGAUAAAGGUAAAAUAUGGUAUAACCUUAGGAGGUAUCAACGUCAGGAGCGAGGUUGCUAAACAAUUAUAUUACCCUCUCCCCCCCGGGGAGCCAGCCUUGUGUUCGUGUAGGCAGCAAUUGGGCUCAGUGUCUAUGGCUAUGGCAUCAGCCGAUACCAUAGUCCCGACCCGGUAAAACCCCAGCUCCGCUCCUCUCGGCGAACAGCUGAUUUCUAUCAACGGCUGUGUUGGCGCUGGGUGAGUGGUAAGUUCGCAGCCCAGUUCAUGUGGUGGCCGUAGCGUAUGGGUCUGUAGGCGGCUUCCUGGGCACAAACUCCGGGGCAUCCACGAUAUGCCUCCCCAGCUGGCAUGUGUGGCCUGCGAGGUGCGUUGCCUGAUUCUGCAAGUCAGUAGGGAUGUUCAGUAGCCUUAUUAUCUCUGCGGCUUCCUGGGGAUUGUGGACAGCGUGUUUGGUUUCUCCUUUGCUGAUGUUGAGGGUGCGGUUCGGGCCCCAGCGGUAUUGUAUUUGAUGGAGACGCAGGAGGGCGGUAAAUGUGCUCAGAGAUCUCCGCCACGCCAGUGUUCCAGCUGAAAGGUCCGUAUAAAAGGAGAGGGUCAUCCCCUCAAAGGGGUAAGAAGACUGUCCCUUUGUAGCCUCUAGGACCAUCUUCUUUUCUCUGGCUGAUUGGAAUUUUAGUAUUAAGUCCCCUGUGACAGUUUGAGGGGCCUUUGCUGGCCAUGGUAACCGAAACAGGUCUUCCAGGGUGAUCACUUUUGCCACCUUUGGUGUCAGUAGUUCUGUGAGCAGUCGCCUGAUAAGAUGCAGUAGUUCAGCCUCCGGUAUGGAGUCCGUGACACCUCUUAGCUUGAGAUUAUUUCGGCGGUACCUGUCUUCUUGGGCGGUCAUUAGGGUUUCUUGCUGCAGGGUUUUUUGUUGUAGAUCUUUGAUUGCUGCCUGCAGAUCCAUGAUCUGGUUGGUGUGGCUGUCAGAGGAGGCCUCCACCUUUCUCAGCCUUUGAUGUCAUCCCUGAUUAGGGCCACGUCGGCUGAGAUCUUCUUAUGGUGAGCCGCCAUUAGAUCUCCGAUUGCUUCCAUGGUCACUGGGGUGGGGGCCUUUGUGUUUGGUGGUCCCCUUGGCUGUGAGGGGGUCAGCAUGGAGUCUUCCCCAUCUUCGUCCGACGACCCCUCCGUGAAGUCCGAGCAUCCGCCAUGCAAGGACUCCAUCUUGACGCCUCCUGCCUCGUGUGCCUGCCGCCAUAGUUCCCCAAUGUCCAUUCCCUGGCGGGGCCUGUCGGACUUUGCUUUCUUGGUUUUCCGCCCCAUCUGACUCUCCUGGUUCUCUGUGUGAUCCCUGGGUGCGUUUUUAUGUGGGUUUUGGUGCCGAAAAUGUCGCGUUUUAGUUGUUUGUUCUGGAGCUCUGUGGCCGUGCGACCGUUUGCUUCAGGUGCUUAGCUCCGCCUCAGUGGCCGUUACUUUUAUCAUAAAUAAGGUAUAUAAUAAGCUUGGUGGGGGCAGUCUCAGUUGAAUGAUGUGGGAAGAAACCAGAUUGUAAGGGUCAAGCAGGGAACUGGAGUACAAGAAGUGGGUUAAGCGGUUGUAGACUAGUUUUUCCAGGAGUUUUUGAUGUUAGUGGAAGCAGAGAUAUUGGGUGGUAGUUUGCAGGAGAGUUAGGGUCAAAUGGGGUUUCUUAAGAGAAAGAGGAUGGGAAUGAACCGAAAAGCAGAGAUUUCCAGUGGGCUGACUGUGAGCAGAGGUGGAAUAUUGCAAGCUUGUGUCAUGAUGUUGCUUCAGAUAUAAUGUGUUUUUUUUUGUUUGUUUUUUAAGAAGUAGACAACAAAGUCUAGAAUGUAAUAUACUUCUAGUAGACUAGUUAAAGAAUAACUAGGGUCAGGAACACAAACAUGUAUUCCUGACCCUAUAGUGUUGACACCACCAUCUAGCCCCCCUGGACCCCUCAUGCCUCCAUAAAUAUAGUAAAAAUCUUACUGUAUUGAAGCCUGAAGCUCUAACUCUGCAUGUUGUUAGACUCAGAAAAACAAGCAGUCUGCUGACAUCAUUAGAGGUGGUGACCUGAUCCAAUCACAAUGCUUCCCCAUUAGCGGUUUUAAUUGUUAAUAAAAUAUCAUAGUAUAGCUUAAUAUACGUUAAGUAGAGGCUAUUGUGCUUGGGGUGUUCUUGUAUACACAGACUGUCAUACAUGGUGUAUCUCAUUGAUUAUAUAAUUGGACAAACCAAAACCUGAAUAUAAUAAUUUAACAAUAAGUAAAAUAGCUCCUUUCAGGCUUUAUCAAUGUAGUAUGUUGUAUUUCCUAUAAACUAAAACAAUGUCCGCUUGUGAAUAAUAGAUAGAAAAUAGCUAGGGAGGAAGCAGCAACCAUAGCUUUGUCUAAAAGAGGAAGUAAAUAUGGAAUAAGUCCAGAAAAAGAAACAACAGACACAGUGGUUAGAUAUGUACAAUGCACACCAGGAAAGGCCAUAUCACACAGCCUAGAGAAAAGUGAGCUUUAAUAAGAUAGAUGGACAAACGCACAAAGGGCUGGAUUCACCUAGCAGAGUGAAGAUCUACUGUGCUUACUGAAUAGCAAUUCCUCUUUUGAAGUAUAUGGGAAAAUUGCUAUUCAAGGUGAAAACGUCUACUCUUCUAUAUAUUAUUGUACACACAUCACCUUGUCUAUAUGUUUGAGUUCUAAGCUCUUUGAAUUGUGUCUCUUUUUGGUUGUAGCUCAACUUUCAGAGAAAAAUAGGUAUCUUGUACUGUCGAGCUGGGCAGAGCUCUGAGGAGGAGAUGUAUAACAACGAGACAGCUGGACCAGCUUUCAAAGAGUUUUUAAGUCUUUUGGGGGAUGAAGUCAGACUCAAGGGAUUUGACAAGUACCGGGCACAGCUGGAUAACAAAAGUAAGAAUCAUUUUAAAUUGUAGGUCACUUCUAUUGAAAAUAAUUAAUUUCCCUUAAACUUGCUGAUAAAAUCAAAAUCUGCCAUGCCACAGCCUAUUCUAAAUAUUUAGAAUGAUAAUAUGAAUCUGUUUUAUUAGUUAUUUAUCUGUAGAAUUUGUUUUAUUUUUUGCACUUACAGUUGACUCUAUGGUAUGGCACAUCUUGAAUGUGUGUGCAGAGGUUUGAACAUUUCAUAAUGAAACACAGAGAAUAAAAUGCAUACAAAAUAUUUUCUUCCUUCUCCACAGCUGAUAGCACGGGUACACACUCACUUUACACCCGAUAUCAAGACUAUGAGAUUAUGUUCCAUGUUUCGACAAUGCUUCCGUACACAGCAAGCAACAGUCAGCAGGUAACAGCACUCAUAGGCACCCUUAUACAGAGGCUCCCUAUAAAGUACCUUAACAAAACAGUACAACUGCGUAAUUUUUACCGGCUUUUUAUUAAUUAUGUUUACACCAUAUAUUAUUUUGUUUCCUUAAUCCCGUUUAAAAGCACUCUUUUUUUAAUAACACACUUUAUGUAUGUUAUCUUCCUUAAUUUAAUUUGUUAAUCUUUGUUUAUUACGUAUAUUUGAUUUGUAUCAUUUAAGAUACAGUGCUAAUCCUGUUGUAAAACCACAAAUCAGUUUUGUUUACAAAAUGUAAUUAUUACAAAACAACAUAGUUGCGUAAUAAAAUAAACGGAAAAAAAGCUGACGUCCAUCAAGCUGACAGUGCAUGAUGAUUUCUCUUACAGUUAAAUUAUGAUGUUGUGUAAGUUCUUUACUUCUAAUAACAUUUCUUGUUUUUGUUUUUUUUAAGCUUCUCCGAAAGAGGCACAUUGGCAAUGAUAUUGUGACCAUUGUUUUUCAAGAACCUGGAGCCCAUCCUUUCACCCCCAAAACUAUUCGCUCUCACUUUCAGCACGUCUUCCUGGUGGUUCAUGCCCACAAUCCCUGCACUCCUCACACUUCCUAUAGUGUAGCCAUUAGCCGAACUGCUGACACCCAAUCAUUUGGCCCUGUUUUGCCUACCACAUACUUUCGCAGGUCACCUGAACUCCGAGACUUUCUGCUCUCGAAGGCAGUAAAUGGCGAGAAUGCAGCUGAACGUGGGGGCAAAUUUUUGGCCAUGGCAACACGAACCAGAGAAGAAUACCUGAGGGACUUGGCUCGUGACCAUGCUACUACAGCUACCCUGGACUCUUGCUCUUCCAAGCUAGCCAUAUUAAGUCUUUCAAAAAAACGGGACAGAGCUGGCAGUACUGGUCCAAGUGAGAAGGCUGGAAAGGGCCCUCGCUGGACAUACACCAUACCUCCAGAGUUCCACAGUCCUGGGGCUCUAGUGUGGACUGUUAGAGUCUUGAGCUCUUUUAUCCCUGAGGGAAUAUAUUUACUUGGAAUAUCUUCUGAAAUGUUGGUUUUGGUAGAUUCAAAAAAAGAAAAAGAGGGAGCAGUGUGCUUCCAUUGCUCAUGCCGGGAUGUAUUGGGGUGGACUUACUCUUCAAAAGGAGGUCUAGACCUGUACUAUGGACGAGCAGGUAAACUGGGACUGCGACCAAUUGCUGGAAGUGAUGGAGAGGUGGAAGAGGAAGUGAAUCACAUUGUAAAGAGGUUGCAGGUAAGAAAGAGAAAGGACAAAGAGGCAUUUGAGUAUGCUGGGAGUAAAAUUACCAAUCCAUGUUUAUUCAAAUCCAGUUUACUUUGCAGUUUGGAUGUAAUAUUAGUGUAAAUGUUUAAAGGUAGGAGUGUGGAGAGAGUAUGAGGCAUUUAAAUGUUGAUGUGUCAACCAACAAAAAAUGUUUAAAUGUUCUGAAUAUGAGAAGGUUUACAGCUAAUUUUGAGGUAAAAGGAAACUGAAAUCAGACAAUUACAUAAGGAAGUUUCACCUUACAUACUUUUUAUUUUAUUACUUUUUAUUUAGAAAUGUAAAAAACAUUUUUAUUCUCUGCCCCUGGGAGAGUUAUCAUUGGGUGAUCAAUAGGUUAAAGCAAGUAGUGGUUGUCAUGGCUCUUGAAAUUUAGCAGUCUCAAUUUGAGCAUGGUUUAGAAUACCAAGGUUUAAAUAUGUUGUCCUGUUAUGUGCCAGAGCCUGGUAAAAAAAACGCUUACACAGUAUAUAUAGUUACUUAAAAUUGUAUACAUCUCACAUCCUGGUGUGGUGCAACAGUGCUAGUGUUGCUACUGGAAGACGGAUGGUGCUUCAAAACAUUCCUAUGUGUAGUAGCCUAUUAAAGGAGUUGUGCAGUGUAAACAGCCAUGCUUCAAAAUAACUAUGAAAGAUACAUUUACUUUAAAUAGGGUAGGAGUUAAUAGUAGUGAAAUGGUGGUGUGAUUGUAGGUGAGUGCCCAAAAGUAAAUAGAAACAUCAAGAGUAAUGUGACAUGAGAGAGGGAGCUUAGUUAAAGCUUAUCUGGACAAUUAAAGUCCUCAAUGCCAAUGUAUAGUCCAGGAUUUAUGGCACUGCUACUUCAGAAAAGGUGAAAAGAUCCAAAUGAUCCACUUGUUGAAGCUGUAUUUAGCCUUUGAAGACCAUGCUAAGCACAUCUGCUACCACCGCAACAUUGACAUGUUGAUGGGCCUGAAGAAUUUAAACAAUAAGUCACUCACAACUUGAAUUUCAAAGUGCUUUGAUACUGGUCAGAUCAAAAAGUUAUUGGUGAAGGCAAAGCCCCUCUUUCUAGAUGUAUGGACAGUGGCUCUACGUUAAGAGGCUACUUUAUUAUUAACUUUGCCUCUGUGCAUCUGCAUGUGGAGUCAGGAGAAACAUAAUGUAAUCUGUCCCCCUAUAAAUCUUCAGCCUUUUUGGAGGUAUGCAGGAUGUUUGUUGCAGCAUUUGAUCCACUUCCUGCACGUUGUCUGAAUUGCAUUAGGGCAGUAGGCUGACAGCAGUUUUCUACAGUCUCUGCAGAGCUUUAAACUGGUGCAAUGCUUGUUUUCAUCCUUGAUAGGCACAUACACCAACCAUGCAGCCACUAUUAUUAAACUGCUGCUAUCAAAUAGCACUAAUGAUCCUGACUCUUAUCAGAGCUGGAUUUCAAUUUAUCAUUGGCUAGUUGGUGAGUUUAAAUUUUGAGUCUCGAUAACCCUUUCAGAACAAAUAUUAGUACAAUCAUGAUAACAUAUUUGCCAAACCCUAGUCCUAAUGGAAUUAAAUGAUGAUCUUUUAUGGUUACCAUUAAGACUGUUAUUGCUCUCAGUAAGGAUUAUAAUAUACAGUAUAUUUUACUAUAAAUGUAAAUGGCGAAGGCAUAGAUUUGAAAUACAUAAAGGUUUAUGAAUAUCAAAAAAUAUGAAAAAGUAUAAGAGUAGAAUAGGCAAUAAUUACAGAGCAGUAUUGCCAGAGAGCAAUGUGAAUAUUGCCAGAGAGCAAUUUAAGAUUAUGAAUCGCAGAUUUUUGAGAAAUAUUUAACAAAUGCAAAUUAAAAAUAUGAUCUGGAAACAAUGGGUAGCAUUGGGACAAUAGUGUGAUAUGUGAGUAUUACCAAAACGAAUACAGGGUUUUUAUGCAAUAAUAUUUUGUUUCAUUUUUCCGCACAUGGAAACAUUGAAAUAGAUCUUUAUCUCUUGUCUGUGUGCAAUAUUGCCUGGCACAGUGCCUAUUCAGCCAGUAGCUGCAAAUGCCCUCCCGCCCCUCCCCCCCCCCCAACAACGUGAGUGCAGGAAGGGGUCUGGUUAGAUUAUUAGUCACGCCAGAGCUAUGGAACUGAUAUGAUUGAACGGUAGAACUGUAUACAUUGCAAGCAUGAGGGUUUCAAGUACAGGGAAGUGGUUAGAGGUUAUCGCUUCAUGAGGUUAGAAAUCUAUUUAGAAUGAUUUCAGAAAGCUAAUAGUAAAGUCUCAGAAGCUCAGUUUUUAUUAGAAUCAUUUAAUUUUUCUUUUUAUUGACUAAAAGCCACACAAUUUGGCUUUUCUUGAACAUGGAGGGUUUCUCUAUCAGGGUUCAAGUCUCUCAGGACAUUACAGCCCAGCGCUUUAUGAAAAGCUAUUGAUCAUGAUUUCAAUUUGUGCGCAGUUACAAGGGGCCUAGUCCUGUAGUCUAAAAAAAACUGGAUGUCUCAAAAUGGAUGUGGUAAGUGUUUGUCUUUUCAUGGGGAAUGAUGCUGCACAGAGAGCAUCUCUGUGCAACCUCCUAACAUAUUAGCUGCUAUAAGAAGGCAGAAACCCCUGCAUUACAGUAGAUCGUGUAAUGGUUUUUUAUUAAUAGCAGAUAUAAGUGAUAAUGCAAUUACCACCUCAAUACAACACCCAAUGUGAUACUUGUGUGGGUAUACUUCCUAAUAAUUGUGUCUAAUGGUAACAGCAAGGUUCUUUCUUUGAAGUAAAUGUAGAGCUGUGCCAGGCUCUAUAUGAUCAACGUUUGGGUGCCAGUAACUGGCUUCGAAGAUACUCCAAAAGCAGGAUCUCAGUAACAGUAGAAAAUGUAUUAAAACAAUAAUAGUAAAAUAAAAUAAAAGUAGGACAUAUGUAAGCAGUGUGUAAAGAGAUAAUAAUAUACACUACCGCAAAAUAUAUAUAAAAGUCCUUAUAAAAAGUCCAAAUUUUUUUUAUUGCAUAUUAGGUAAACGUGUCCUGGUACAUAGACAUUUAAAUAAAAUCACAUUCAAUCUAGAAUGUAAGUUUGAGCAGGAUCCUUGCCACCCUCUGUUCUGUGCACCACCAUUUGCAGAAUGCAGUUGGUACUAAUAGGUAGUAACAGUCACAAAUUGAAAUACAGGUUAUAAAUAUGAAUGAGAAAGGUCAGCAUUAUAUUUUCAUAAUUAUGACCAGCAUUUCAAUUUGGUCGUAAGCAUCCGAAUGCACGCACUUUAAACUUUAAAAUUAACAGGCACAAUUAUCAGCAGCGACCUUGAAGUUCUUUGUUUGACCUUAGAUAGGACUAUGCAGAAAGAUACCUUUAUCAUCAACAAGCAUUCAAUAUGACAGUUCACAACAUGAAUGAUAUUCUGUUAACAUUGAUUGAGCCUGUGUGAUUCUUGGUUACCUCAGUCCUGGCUGGCUGAAAACACAGUCCCGUCAUUUUGCUCAAAAUUUGUAAAAAGGCACACAGACAUAGGAUGAUUAGACAGGCGUAGUAUUAGAGCGAUCUAUUUGAGUUGUUGUUUGUUCUCAGUAUUCUCUUGUGCUCUUUUUGGAUUGAAAAUUAGUAUUAUUAUAAUUACUGGCAUUUAUGUAUUUUCAAACAUAAUCUGCAGUGCUUUACAAUUGUAGAAUGGGGUAUUUGAGAACAAGUAAUUGAUGUACAAAAAUUAACUGAAACAAGAAGUGAAGAAAGCCUCGCUCAAACGAGCUUACAAACUGUGAAGCUAGUAAAAGUGGUGUGUGGCUUUGCAGGCGAGGGAACAUAGGAGGGCAAUUGUAGUGAGAGGAGCAUCACCCAGGAAGAUGGUAAACUUUCCAAAGAGGUUUGUUUUUAGUGACUUCUUAAAGGACUGAAGGCUAGGAGACAGUCUCAUGGCACAAGGUAGGAAAUUCCCAAAAAAUGAAGCAGACCAUUAAAGGUCAUGCAGAUGAGAGUUGUCAGGAAAAGGUUGUUCACAGAACGAAAGUGACAAGAAAGGUUGUAUUUGUUGUGUAAAGACGAAAUGUAGUGGGGCAGUGGAGUGAGUCAGGGCUUUGCAGGUUAGUGUUUGUACUGGAUCCUGAAGAGUACAGGAAGUCAAUGUAAAGUGCUUAGCACAGAGGUGAGGUGUGGGAGUGGCGGUCAGUCAGGAAGAUGAGCCUGGGACCAGAAUUUAUUACAGACUGAACUGAGGGGCAUUAUGGGUAUUUGAAAGGUCGAUGAGUGAGUUUUAAUAGUCAACUUGGGAAAUAAAAAAGAGUGAAUGCGGGCAACAUUUUUGAGGUGGAAGUUACAGGAUUUGGAGACAGACUGGAUGUGGGAAGAAAAGCUGAGUUGGAAAUAACUCCAAGGCAGCGAGCUUGAGGGGUUAGGGUAAUAGGUUUCACAUUUAUGUGUAUGGAGGUAGAUGGAGGAGGAAUACUAAAGGAGGGGGUGGGGGGGGGGAUAUACAGUUAAAAAUGAUAGAAAGGAAGUUUGUGACAUGUUCUGGGAGGGCAGAUGAGAGGUACAUCUGAGUAUUGUCAGCAUAUAGAGGGUAAUGAAAUUCAAAUAAGUUAAUAAGGCAGCUGCUAUUCAUGUGCCACACAAUCAAAUUGUGUGAUUUGAGAAGUUUAAUAUACACUAUAUAUUUCAAAUGAUAUCAAAUACUGUACAGUAUGGGAUCCAGGCAUGUACAGCUUGGCAGAUGUUGCCUUUAGCCCUGCGGCAUCGGUAAAACACUGUGACAGCUUGUAUCAGUGACCGGAACAAACUCAGAUGCAGUGUUGCUGAGCUUACAAAUUCCUGAGCCACACAGCAAUACCCCAGUACAUGUCACAAUCAACAAGGUAAAGGGACAUUUGAUAUUAAGAAAUACACCCCUAUUGCUAAGAGAGUGUAAGUGUCGAGGUGGUACAGAGGACAUCCGCUAUCCCAAAGGGGUUAAAACUACUAUUGUUAUGCUUUAAAUAUUGCCCGUUUUUGUUUUUUUUCAGUUAUUCUUGAUAACAAUUGUGAGAUUGUCAAGGCACAGCCUGCAAUAAAAUGUUAAUUUCCUGUCAUUCCAUUAUAAUAUCUAUUUAAACACACAUGCGGCACAACAUUCAUGGUGUACAUACAAAUGAGGGAUUAAUGUUAACUCCUCCAGCUGAGAAGCAUCAGUAUCAUUUGAGCUUCUGAAAGAUCAUAAGAUGUAGAUACUCUGUUUUAUCAGCUACAAAAAGGCUCUAUUCAUGGUAAAUUAUUAGUAGAAUGUUUUACAUAAACAUUACACCCAUGGUUUUUAACCCUUGGGUCUGGCUCUCUAUUUUAUAUCACAUAACAGUAUUAACAGUUGUAAAAGGGAUUACAAAGGUCUGUUAAAACUGAAGAAUAGGCUUCCAAACUGCUGCCAUGUAUGCAUUUGGGUCCUGUCAAAGAAAGUUGAGAAUCACUGACUUACAUUUAACAACUUGUAAAUAAAGGCAUCAAACCAUGUUACAAGUUACUUUCCAGUGGUACUUGUUUCUUACAGCUCUUUGGAAUUGAACAUGUAUAUGGUAGAAGAUUAAAUGAUAAACUCUCACAUUUGUAAUUAAAUUCCAAUCCUUUAUCUUACCAUUCUAUUUCUAUUUUAGGUAGUUUCUGGUGGCUGUGAGACACGAGAGAUUUCGCUACUGAGGAAUGGUCUCGGACAGCUUGGAUUUAUUGCAGAUUCUGGUGGCUUUGUUACAGAAGUGGAGAGAUUCAGCAUGGCAGAAACGGUGGGACUCAGCCCUGGAACACGCCUAGUAGCAGUCUGUGGUCAGCCCUUUUGCUCUCUUACACCUGAUGAUGUGCGUUCUCUCUUCCUAAGUGCCAGGAAGGUGACAGUCACCACUCUGCCACCAGAUGAGUCAGGAAAGCCACGCAGGUAAGGUUAGAGAACAUGUAACAGGCAGUUGGCUUGUAGGGAAAGCGAGUAGCUUAAAUGCUCUCUUGCUUGUUACCCCACAGGUGCUAUUCUGAAUUGUAUGUCAGAUCACUGCAGGAGAAAAGAGUUCUGAAAACCUCACGAGGAGGUGAAGAUGAGGAGGAGACAAUGGAUAGAAAAGCUGAGCCUCCAUCUGAGACUCAGAGCCUUCUCCGCACUUUGUCUGUACAAGAGGAGAGGACAGAGUUCAGGUAAAACCAUACCUAGCUGUUGAGAUGUCCACCCUUCAUGUUGCUUCAUGAUGAAAUGGUUGUUUUUCAUAUAUCAUUCUGUUUUAGAUACGCUUAUAAAAUUCAGUUUUAGACAGGAUAAGAAAGUUUUCUGUUAGUUGUAAAUUGUAAUUGCUGUCUUCAGAAUAGGGGGAAAGCACAUGAAAUAGGACUGUAUUAGAAAACAUCACAUGCAAAUGUGAAUUUUAGGAACUCAGACUUAGUUAUUCAGUAAAAGUUAGCUAAACAAAUCUGAUUUGCAAAAGAGACCAAAAUAGUUAUUUUUCUCUAAAUGUUGUUGUUCUAAUUUAGUUUGCCAAAAUUCAUGCAUGUUAUCUGGCAUUUGUUUUGCGGCAUGCCAUUUCUGAUUAUUGUAUGUGUCUUACUAACUUACUGUCAUGAUAUUAUUUCAACAUUUGAUUGGGCCACUAUUGCAAAUGACUGUGAAAGCCAAACCAACACCAUUAGCAACAGUUGAAGCAAGACUAAUCUUAAUAUAAAGCCAAACCAUAUCUAAGUUGUGUCUUAGUAUUAAAAAGGAACUUGCAAGAAUAAAGUCCCUCCUGUAAAAUAAAGCCAAGUUUAUGGUGAAUUGAGUGUCAUUUAAAAAAUUAUGAACAUUACGCCUCAAGACAAGCUUGCAACUCAAACAAUAACAAAGCAACCCCAGACAAUUAUUUUAGCAUGUGAGUUCUGCAAUGCCCUUAUGGGUGGAAUCAAUCUUAUAGGCAAAUUGUAUAGGUUCUCUCUGUAAUGGCACAAGUGAGCAAAAACCUAGAUAAGAACUGAGUGAAGAGUUACUGAAAGGCCAGCUUUUGCAGGCAGUUUUUGCUUGUUCGCUUUGUUCUCGUGAACUCAAUUUUAGCAAAUAUGCAUAUGAUUAUAGUCUUCCUAAUGCAGAAGGGUAAUUUACACGUAAACCCUUGCUGAGACCAAAGAGAGGUAUCAGCUGGAGCUCACUGAUAAGGCCAAAAUCUAUCUGUAAUUGCGGUAUCUCUUCUGCAUGCUCAAGAGUACAGCAGUGACGUUGGCUCCUGGCGCUGAAGCGCCAAGAGCAGAAGAGGACAGUCCAAAAGGAGAUGGAGGCGCCCGCAAGGGACAGGUUAAGGUAAGUAAAUCUCACCUUUCCCUGCCCCCACCCCCCACUGGCUACCAGACUACCUGCGGUGAUGUCACUGUCGGGGGUCUUUGCGAAUUAUGGAAAGUCCCCAGAUGGUGACAGUGCUGCUUUACGAAGGGAAGGAUAAUUCUGCUGACAGUAUCAGCCAAUAAUGGAGAUGUUUAUUGCUGAUGGCAGGGAUUUGAGUCAUAAGGCAACCAGUAUUGUUUUGACAUAAGACAAAAGAUGCAGAAAGAAGAGUCCAAAAUGAUACCUCUACUUUAGAAAUACACAGUGAAUAAAACUAAACCAGAGAAUGAUUGGAGUCCUGAAAUAGCUGAUGUUUGCUGUAAAUUUGGUGAUGUUUUGUUGUUAACUGUCAUACGUUGCAUCGAAAAGAGUAAAGGUUAUGGAGAUGGUGCUUGAAUAUGUGUUAGUGAGAAUAUUCCUGCCUGCAACAAUGUCAGCAUUAAGAAAAAGUAAUGUUUCUGAGAUUGAUCGUAUUGCUGCACCAGUAAGUGUGCACGCGUGCGUGUGUGUAUGUAUUACGGUUUCAGCAGAUUCCAGGAGGGACAUUUAAAAUCUCUGUCCAGAAGACAGAAGAGUGCAAUUCUGGAAACAACUAAAAUACAGUACAAAACCCUCAGAUUCCCAGACCUAAAUAAAAAAAAAUUCUGGACAGAAUCUUUAAGUGUCCCACCUGGAAUCUGCCACAAGCCGCUCUCCCGGAGGGCUCCUGUCACCACUUGGACAACUAUGGCCUUCACUUUCCACAUUCUUUCUAGCUCCUCUUUCAGCCCUUGGUAUUUGUCCACCUCGUAUGUUCCUCCUUCUUGCUGUUGUGGUCACUGGGUAUUGCCCCAUCCACAACCAUUGCAGUCUUCCAUUACUUAUCUGUCACCAAAAUGCAUGGUAGAUUGGCCAGUAUUCACUUGUCUGUGUGGUCCCACAUAUUAUCCCUUCCACUUUCAGCUCCCAUUUGUGGCACAUCCUAUCUGGCAGGUCAAGCCCAUAUUCUGUGCAUAUAUUUUGGUACAUAUUUGGGGCAACUUGGUUGGGCCUCCAGAGCACACUCUCCCUGCUAAUGCCAUGCACCUGACUAUUACAUGCAUCUCGGCAUGAAAGACAGGGAAUAAAAAAUACUUAAAUAGUUAGCAGUUUUCGUGAGCAGACUUUAUUGGUUAGAGCUUUAUAAUAUAUUAACAAAAAACUCUUUGAGUGCAUAGGCAUUUGCUUUGAAAUAUUGCCCCUGUGUUUCGCCCACGCUGCCUAGUUACACCUUAGUUGGUCUAUUUUAGAAGCAUAGGCAACAACAAAAAAAUGUAGGGGAGGCAAGCACUUAACAGAACUGAGCUUUCACAUAACAUAAUAGAACCAAGAAGUAGACAAGGACAACAGGACCAGCAGGCAAGAGAUAGGACAAAGAGAGCCGUGCAGCACACAAAUGUAAUAUGGGAAGAAGAGAGACUGAGCACAAUGUCAAAGGAGGGGGAACUAAACAAUUGAGCAUAAAAUAUAGAGGAGAGAAAAUAACCUCUAAGGGGAAGUGAAAGGACAAAGAACUCAGUUAUUUAAACAAAUACUAAAAUUCAAUUAAUACUUAUUUGACAAUUCAAUUUAGGUUUGACUAUAUUGCGUUGGAGUCUGCAGAUGUCUAUAACAUGGCAGUUCUUCACCAUCUAUGGAUAAUGAAUGGUGACACAAAGGCUCCAGUGCACAUAUAAACAUUUAUGCUAGUAUUUCUGUAUUUACUUGGUUGCCUUACAACACUAAUAUGGAAAUCUUCCUGUGGAGGGUAUGAAAUGUCUGAUGGAAAAUAAACCUAUUUUUCUUUGAUUCCUAAUCAGAGCACUUAUUUCUCUGUUUUGUUAAUACAGUGUUUAUGCCGAUCACAUAAGAGGUACUAAAUUGCAUGCCAGUGUUGAACAAGGGAAUGCCCCAAUAUGUUUUUAUUUGAAUUACAGUGUUCCUUUUUAUUAGGAAAGUGAUAGUAUUCAUUGCAAGUAUACCAAGUAAAAAAGGCUACCAUUUCACAAUUUUAAAGUUGUCUACGGGAAAGAUAUCAGACAUCACAUCUAGUAAAAAAACAAACAGAAAAAACUGUCUGCAAGACUAAGAUUGGAUCAAAUGUGCUAUUAAUCAGUCGAGGAAAGAAAAUGUAUAAUUCACCCCUGCCUAACAAUUAUAUAUAGAAAAGAGAGAGGGGGCAGAGAGAUAGUCGCACAUGGAGUCUGCUAAUCUGAUCAAAGUAAGGCGAGGUGUCCCAUUCUGGCAUCCAGACAUUCUAGCAAAGAUGGAGUGAAUCAUGAAGUUGAGUGUUGAGUUGUCCCAUGGCUCUGUGAGAAUGCAAUGGAUUUAAAACUGCAAAGUUAAUGAAGCUUGGUCCAGGUGAUGGGCCAACGCCCUUCUGGCUGUAAAUGCCUUUUUGGCGAUGAGCAUGUUUUCUGUAUUUUUUUCAUGCUUUUAAUACAUCUGGAGAGUAAUUAUGUCCAAGAUUUGAGAGUGAUUGAGCUGUUCAAGAUCUAGAUUUUAAAAGGAACAUUUUAGUGUUAGCAAUAUAAAGAUGUAUUACUAAUGUGUUCCUCAGCCCUCCCCCUCCCCCCCGUCAUUGUAAAGGGUUAAAUAACCCUUUAUCCACUUACACCUCCAACAACACCAACUGAUGGGGGACCUAAUGCACAUGUGCCGCAAGCGCAUUUGGAUUUCCCCAGAGGAAAGCAUUGUCUCAGUUUUCCUGUGUGGUUUUCCUUGACACUGUAUGUCAUAAUGCAGAGUAUAAGGAAGUCCAGUGUAUAUUCACGGAGUCAAAAUUUAGAAAGCGCCUCUAGUGGCUAUUUGGUAGAUAGCCACUACAGGCAGUAUUCCUACUGCAAGUUAAACAUUGCAAUUUCUCUAAAACUGCAUUGAUUUACAUUAUAGGGCUAAGGGGGGCAUGGACACUCCAUCCAGAUGAAAUAGUCUGGGUGCCUAUAGUGUCCCUUUAAGCAGUGUUAUUUACUAAAAUGAAAAUUACCAGGAAUUAAAGUGAAUUUCACAAUUUAGUCCACCAUGGAAGAUUUAGAAAAAAUCUCCAAAUCAAUUCUGUAUUCAUGUUGGCUGUCUUGACCUUACAAUUGAAAUCCUGUAUGGUACUAGUUUAGCUACUUUGGCUUUGAAUCUUUAAUUCACGUCGAACUCCUGACUGUUCCCACUUAAGUGAAUAACCCUGUAAGAGUGUCAUAAGUGAGACAAAACUCAUUUGAGAUACCAGAUUACAUAUAAAAUCAUAUUAUGUUUUUGGUGUAAUUGUGCGGUGAUGCAGAUUAGUAAGAGGUUCAGACCCGAGUACAAGUGUUUUUUUAUGAAAAGCAACACCAUUUGCUAUUUACUAAAUGGAGUUGCAGAUUCAGAAACUGAAAAUAAGCCCUUUUGCUGGUGUAAAGCAAGACCUAUAAAACUUACGUGUAAUCCAGUGCUGAUAGAAACAUAGAAUGUGACGGCAGAUAAGAACCAUUCGGCCCAUCUAGUCUGCCCAAUUUUCUAAAAACUUUCAUUAGUCCCUAGCCUUAUCUUAUAGUUAGGAUAGCCUUAUGCCUAUCCCAUGCAUGCUUAAACUCCUUUACUGUGUUAACCUCUACCACUUCAGCUGGAAGGCUAUUCCAUGCAUCCAUUACCCUCUCAGUAAAGUAAUACUUCCUGAUAUUAUUUUUAAACCUUUGUCCCUCUAAUUUAAGACUAUGUCCUCUUGUUAUGGUAGUUUUUCUUCUUUUAAAUAUAGUCUCCUCCUUUACUGUGUUGAUUCCCUUUAUGAUGCACACUCCUCGCAGCAGAUGAUCCUCUUCUAAUGAAAUUAUCAGUUCUGAUACUUUUGUCCAGUCGGAUGCUUCUUAUAGAGAAGUACUGAAUCCAGAGAAGUACUGUCCAUGUUUAGUGUAGUCUACUGUUUCUGCUGAUGCUGAACGGGAGGUCAUUUAAGGAGAAAGUAAGAAUAAUGGCCCUCUGUUCGAUAGCCACGAGAGACAUGUUUUUAACUAAAUAUACAUGGCUAUUUCCUUGUCUCUUUAAAUCAGUUAUCUGAAUUCCUUAUCAAUAAGCUCUUCAAUGAGUAGAUCUGCAUUUUCUCAAACUCAAAACAACAGUUACAGUAACAAUGAAAAAAGCUAAACACAUUGGAGAAGUACAACAGUUUCAUUUUAGAAUUCUUCCAAAUUAAUCAUGAAACAGAUGAUUGUAUUAACAUUGCUGUAUCCCUAUUCUGCACAUGCUAUAUAGAAAUGUGACCAUUGCUGGGAUGAUAAGAGAUGCCUGCAGAUUUAAAUAAAAACAGUGAAGUAAUUAUAUACAUUUGUGGAUUCCCAUUCACCAUUCUUUGGUAGCAAAGGUUUAAGCAUUCUCCCAACCAACAUUUAGAUCAUGGGUAGUCAACCUGGUUUCUACUGUCCACUAGUGGGCGCUUUGGGAUUUCAAAUGGGCAGUGGUGGGUCCUGCAGAAAACAGCCUCAAUGGCCAUGGACCAAGGUCAGGAGGGGAGAUCCUUUCAUCUUUCCUACCGACCCAUGCAAAGCCAGCCUUGCUGAAAGUCCUAUCAGGCUGGUGAGGAGAUCAAAGAUCUCCCUCACUGGCCUGCUGGCACUGAGUGUUGUGUAAUGCACUUACACUAUAAAAUGAGUUACUGUGGCACUGGUGGGCGGAAAGGAAAUUUUACCACCAACAAAGAUACGGUGGGCGGCAGGUAGUAAAAAGGUUGACUACCCCUGGUUUAGAUAGAUACACUGAACAAAAUUAUAAACGCAACACUUGUUUUUGCCCCCAUUUUUCAUGAGCUGAACUCAAAGAUCUAAGACUUUCUAUGUACACAAAAGGCCUAUUUCUCUCAAAUAUUGUUCACAAUUCUGUCUAAGUCUGUGUAAGUGAGCACUUCUCCUUUGCCGAGAUAAUCCAUCCACCUCACAGGUGUGGCAUAUCAAGAUGCUAAUUAGACAGCAUGAUUAUUGCAAAUAUGUGCCUUAGGCUGGCCACAAUGAAAAACCACUCUAAAAUGUGCAGUUUUCCUGUAUUGGGAGGGGGGUUGGGGAAGAGAGCGGGUGCGGGGGUCUGAAAACCAGUCAGUAUCUGGUGUGACCACCAUUUGCCUCACGCAGUGCAACAGGUCUCCUUUGCAUAGAGUUGAUCAGGUUGUUGAUUGUGGCCUGUGGAAUGUUGGUCCACUCCUCUUCAAUGGCUGUUCGAAGUUGCUCGAUAUUGGCAGGACCUGGAACACGCUGUCGUAUAACAUACACCUGCCCAUACCAUACCCCACCGCCACCAUGGGCCAUUCAAUUCCCAAUGUUGACAUCAGCAAACCACGCACCAACACGAUGCCAUACACGCUGUCUGUCAUCUGCCCUGUACAGUGAAAACCGGAAUUCAUAUGUGAAGAGAACACCUCUCCAAAGUGCCAGACGCCAUCGAAUGUGAGCAUUUGCACACUUAAGUCGGUUACGACGACGAACUGCAGUCAGGUCGAGACCCUGAUGAGGAUGACAAGCAUGCAGAUGAGCUUCCCUGAGACGGUUUCUGACAGUUUGUGCAGAAAUUCUUUGGUUAUGCAAACCGAUUGUUGCAACAGCUGUCAGGGUGGUUGGUCUCAGUCGAUCUUGGAGGUGAAGAUGCUGGAUGUGGAGGUCCUGGGCUGGUGUGGUUACACGUGGUCUGCGUUUGUGAGGGCGGUUGGAUGUACUGCCAAAUUCUCUGAAACGCCUUUGGAGAUGGCUUAUGGUAGAGAAAUUAACAUUCAAUUCAUGGGCAACAGCUCUGGUGGACAUUCCUGCAGUCAGCAUGCCAAUUACACGCUUCCUCAAAACUUGCAACAUGUGUAUCAUUGUGCGGUGUGAUAAAACUGCACAUUUUAGAGUGGCCGUUUAUUGUGGCCAGCCUAAGGCACACCUUUGCAAUAAUCAUGCUGUCUAAUCAGCAUCUUGAUAUGCCACACCUGUGAGGUGGAUGGAUCAUCUCAGCAAAGGAGAGGUGCUCACUAACACCGAUUUGUGAAUAUUUGACAGAAAUAGGCCUUUUGUGUACAAAAAAAAAAAAAAGUCUUAGAUCAAAAGUGUUGCGUUUAUAAUUUUGUUCAGUGCAGAUCAGAUAAUCUUUCCAAUGUUUUCUUCAAUGGAUGUAAAACUGCUCUAUAGGGCUCUAUUCAUACCUUUGUUUAAUAUUGCAAAUACGAAGAUCUCAAAAUAUGUUGCCAGAAUGUUCCGCAGGCAGUAGAUGACUCUUGAUCUCACCCAUUUGUUUGCUGAACGGCUUGUUAGAAGACAAAGUUUGUCUUGUUUUGUUUAUUCUUUUCACUUCAAUUUAUGUGCUAGCUUGUACCUUUAAUAAAUCUGCAUAUUUAAAGAUAUCCAUGCUAGCAUUAACUUAUUGCAGUACACUUUAUAGUUUGAAGUCUGUAUGCAUUUAGAAAGAUUUCAGGAGAGGAAGCUGCAGUUCAGCUGAUACAUUUAAAAUGAUUGAGUCGCUGCAUAUUAAAUAAAUUUACAGAAAUAUAGAUUUAGCUUUUCAAUUCACACACACAGCUUCUUUCUCGUGUCUAAUUUACUACUCCCUGGAUCCAUAUAAUGCAAUUCAUCUACCCCCAUAUUCAUUCUUCUUGCAUAGCAUUCUUUACCUAGCUUUGAGUCCACCAAUUAUACCCAAUGAUAAUGCAAUAGUGAAUUUUCUUAUUUUACUUCCACAAUUCAAUUCCUUUGAUUUUUAUUGUUACUGUUUACAAUGUUCUGUGUUAAUGCUUAUAUUUUCUCAGGUAUGAAAAUGAUCUGGCUCCCCCUGAUAUUAUUCCUCAGCCAGACCCUGCAGGAGAAGAACUGGUGAGAUAUGUAGAUAAUUCUUUGUUUCUUUUGUAUAGGGUUGAUCAUUUAACACCAUGCAUUAGAGUCCUGUAGAAUGUAAUGUCCUUAAAUUUGUCUUUAGCAAGGCCUUGCAUAGUACUUCAACUUACGUAAAAGUAACAAUCAGCCUGUUUGCCUUUUUUUGCCAAAUUAACUAAAGUAAUUUCAAGGCUCAGAGACAUUCCACAUUUCAAUUCUAUGAUGUCAUCUGAUUGCUUAUUAGUGUUUAGAGACAAUCAAAAUCCAACUAGAGAUAUAACUACUGUCUCUUUGAUCUAUUUUAUCAGAUGGAGCUUUUAAUUUGCUAGUAGUUGUGAGCAACUCCUUACAGGUGUGUGUCUGCUAUCGGCACGUACUGUAACAAUACAAAUGUGUAAUAUAUAUAUAUAUAUGUAUAUAUAUAUAUAUAUUAUAUAUUUACACUAAUCAUUUCACUGUAGAUUGAUUCUUAUUUAGUGUGCUAUUAGAAUUACAUUUUAUUUUCAUGGAAGACAGGGGGAGAUUUUCCAUUAGAUUCCUAGACUAUUUCGUACUUAAAGGACCACUCUAGGCACCCAGGCCACUUCAGCUUAAUGAAGUGGUCUGGGUGCCAGGUCCAGCUAGGGUUAACCCAUUUUUUUAAUAAACAUAGCAGUUUCAGAGAAACUGCUAUGUUUAUUAAUGGGUUAAGCCUUCCCCCUAAUCCUCUAGUGGCCGUCUCAUUGACAGCCACUAGAGGCGCUUGCGUGCUUCUCACUGUGAUUUUCACAGUGAGAGCACGCCAGCGUCCAUAGGAAAGCAUUAUGAAUGCUUUCCUAUGUGACCGGCUGAAUGCGCGCGCAGCUCUUGCCGCACAUGUGCAUUCAGCCGACGGGGCGGAGAGGAGGAGGAGAGAAGGAGGAGAGCUCUCCGCCCAGCGCUGGAAAAAGGUACGUUUAAACCCCUUUCCUCUUUCCAGAGCCGGGCGGGAGUGGGACCCUGAGGGUGGGGGCACCCUCAGGGCACUAUAGUGCCAGUGAAACGAGUAUGUUUUCCUGGCACUAUAGUGGUCCUUUAAAGGAAAACUCCAAGCACCCCAACCACAACAGCGCACUGUAGUGUUUAUAGUGCCAGGAGUGUCUUGGCGCCCUUACGGAGGUAAAUAGUCAAACCGUUUUGAGAUGGUUUAACAACGUACCUGGGGACCACUGGUCAGUUUCGGGGGGAUCCAGUAUAUGCCUGCACUGCAGGGCCAUCUCAUUAGCUGAGAGCAUCAGCUAAGUUCUCUCAGCAAAUCGGAUAAUUCCUGCACUGCAAAAAGUUGUUAGUUACUCUGAAAAGGCACCUGAGCACUCCUGGCACCAUAAUCACUGCAACAUGGUGUAGUGGUUAUGCAAUUGGCGUGUUCCUUUAAACUCUUUUCUACGAUAUAUUAAUUUAUUACUGAUUUCCCUGUAAACCUCUCAACUGUUUAUUUUAUAAGAUGCUUAUUAAAAAUGCAUAAUAUCCAGCAGCAUUACAUGUUCACUAUGCUGCUUUAACAGAAUCUCAUAUUUCUGUGUAUUGACUCUAGACACAAUAUUAUUAGACUUAUUCUGUACAUGCUGCCUCAUUUUUGUCUCUUAGAAUAUGGAUGACACUGCUUGCCCCCAUGAAGAAGACAUAUUUGAAUCAGAUGACUUAAUUCAUGAAGAAAAUCUUUCAACUAUGUCCUCUUUUCAGGAACCCAUCCAGAACCGUAUGUGCUUUUUUUUUAUUUCUGUACUAUUCCAGUCUCUCCAUUUUGCCCUUAUUAAUACUCAAUCAGAAUUAUUUACUAAAGUGAAAAUUCUAAGUGUAUUUCAGAUUUAAGGCGAGAGUAGCAAAACUGAAAGCACAAGUGACUUAGAGGAUCUUUCCAGUUCAGCUAAUUUGCCCAUACAUUUGAAAUUCUUACUAUAGUGAAUACUACUGAAGGUAUUGCAAGUAGCUCCAUAUAUCAUCAAGAGAUGAAAUUAUAUUGAUUGAGUUUUGACUCCACUUGCUUUCUCACUGUCAUCUGAUACACUGGUAUAUAACCGAUCAUAUGACUCAUACAGUUCCUGAUAUUUUUUUGUGGUAUAGUGCAAUGAAACAUGUCUGCUCGAGUCGACUAAACAUGAAAAAUAGUUAGUGUGCUAUGGUAGCAGAAGUGACAUUUUUUUCAUCUAACUUUUCUUAACAAAACAUUUGAUACUGUCUUAUUCGCUACAGGAAAUGCAAGGUGUAGAACUAGAAGACACUUUUAGUAACUGGUGUGAGAGAUGUGAUUUUAUUAGUUGGAAAAGGUGGUCUUUCCAAGUGCUGACAUGCGUUUGUCUAUGGGUUAAAUAUUUACAUAAUUGUUAUGCAUUUAAUAUAAAUGAGGGGCUUAUUACUGUAUAACAGCAAAGCGAAAACACAGGGUUACAUCAAGAACUUGCAGAGAGAUGUACAGCUUUCAGAUAGAAUAAUAGUGCACAACCAGCUGUAAUGUGUAUAUGGAGAAGUUAAAAAUGAUUGUGUUGCACACAGGGUCAUAGCAGAUUAGCAACUGCAACCACCAGAGCACUAUAGGGGGAUCCACAAUCUUCAACAAAUCCACACAGCAGGAAAACCCGUGCAGGCCUGGAUUCAAAGCAUUUGGUCAGGAUAUCAGCCGUCCCUGAAAUUCAGUCUGGACCAAAUUCCAAGAACAAUGUCAUUUUUUUAGUCUGAAUGGCAGAAUUCAGAGUUUAGUGAAUGACCCCGUGUAUGUGUUUGUGUGCGCAAUUUGUGGAGAAUCCUCAGUGAGCUUCGACCAGAAGCAGAAACAGAGCAGUGACAGAAACGCAAAGGGAAUAUGAAACCCUAUCAUAUUCCAUGUGUGUCUCCAUUAUUAUAGAAACAUAGAAUGUGACGGCAGAUAAGAACCAUUCGGCCCAUCUAGUCUGCCCAAUUUUCUAAAUACUUUCAUUAGUCCCUAGCCUUAUCUUAUAGUUAGGAUAGCCUUAUGUCUAUCCCACGCAUGCUUAAACUCCUUUGCACUUCUUCUGCAGAGAAGAUAGGAGACAAAAAGAUUUGGGUGUGAUGCAUAACAAUAUUUUUUUGAAUUUGCAUCAACUUCUGCAUUGUUUAUUGUGUGGUCUCACCACAACCAAUUUCUGCAAUCAAUCUUUGUAGGAAAGACAUGAUUCUUAUAGGAAAUGUAGCAAGGGAAUGAAUUUAAAAAAAACAACAACAAAAAACACAACACACUCUAGAUGCCAUUGUGUGUUGUAAUGGCGUUGUGAAAGGAUUAUUUGAAAAUAAUAUGUGUUCCAAACAGCAGAUGUCUUCUCAUGUAUAGAAAAAGCAACAUUAUUAUAAUAGAAAAACCUUGUGCUUUUCUUAAACAAUAUAUGCUAGCCUUUUGGCAGCUGAAACACUACCUAUUUGUGGAAAACAAAGACGUGUUACACCCUACUGGCAUGUUCCAAACCACAUGUAUAUUUUUUUUAUAAAGUAGCCAUGCCAAGCUUGUGCAAACUGUACAUUAUGUCUUGCACUAAGAACAACAGAUAUCAUUUUGUAUAGACUAUACAGGUGAUACUUGAAAAAUUAGAAUAUCGUGCAAAAGUUAAUUUAUUUCAGUAAUGCAACGUAAAAGGGGAAACUAAUAUAUGAGAUAGACGCAUUACAUGCAAAGCAAGAUAGUUCAAGCCGUGAUUUGUCAUAAGUGCGAUGAUUAUGGCGUACAGCUCAUGAAAACCCCAAAUCCACAAUCUCAGUAAAUUAGAUUAUUGUGAAAAGGUGCAAUAUUCUAGGCUCACAGUGUCCCACUCUAAUAAACUAAGUAAGCCAUAACACAUGCAAAGGGUUUCUGAGCCUUUAAAUGGUCUUUCAGUCUGGUUCAGUAGGAAUCACAAUCAUGGGGAAGACUGCUGACCUGACAGUUGUGCAGAAAACCAUCAUUGACACCAUAAGGAGGGAAAGCCUCAAAAGGUAAUUGCGAAGGAAGUUGGAUGUUCUCAAAGUGCUGUAUCAAAGCACAUUAAUAAAAAGUUAUAUGGAAGGGAAAAGUGUGGAAGAAAAAGGUGCACAAGCAGCAGGGAUGACCGCAGCCUGGAGAGGAUUGUCAGGAAAAGGCCAUUCAAAAGUGUUGGGGACUUUCACAAGAAGUGAAAGUCAGUGCAUCAAGAGCCACCACACACAGACGGAUCCUGGACAUGGGCUUCAGAUGUCGUAUUCCUCUUGUCAAGCCGCUCCUGAACAACAAACAACGUCAGAAGCAUCUUACCUGGGCUAAAGAAAAACAGACCUGGUCUGUUGCUCAGUGGUCCAAAUUCCUCUUUUCUGAUGAGAGCGACUUUUGCAUCUCAUUUGGAAACCAAGGACCCAGAGACUGGAGGAAGAAUGGAGAAGCACACACUGCAAGAUGCUUGAAGUCCAGUGUGAAGUUUCCACAGUCUGUGUUGAUUUGGGGAGCCAUGUCAUCUGCUGGUGUUGGUCCACUGUGCUUCAUUAAGUCCAGGGUCAACGCAGCCGUCUAUCAGGAGAUUUUGGAGCACUUCAUGCUUCCUUUCGCAGACGAGCUUUAUGGGGAUGCUGACUUCAUUUUCCAGCUGGACUUGGCACCUGCCCACACUGCCAAAAGCACCAAAGCCUGGUUCAAUGACCAUGGGAUUACUGUGCUUGAUUGGCCAGCGAACUUACCUGACCUGAACACCACAGAGAAUCUAUGGGGCAUUGCCAAGAGAAAGAUGAGAGACAUGAGACCGAACAAUGCAGAAGAGCUGAAGGCCGCUAUUAAAGCAUCGGGGUCUUCCAUAACACCUCAGCAGUGCGGCUGAUAGCUUCCAUGCCACGCCGCAUUGAGGCAGUAAUUGCUGCAAAAGGGGCCUAAACCAAGUACUGAGUCCAUAUGCAUGCUUAUACUUUUCAGAGGUCCGAUAUUGUUCUAUAUACACUCCUUGUUUUAUUGAUUGCAUGUAAUAUUCUAAUUUACUGAGAUUGUGGAUUUGGAGUUUUCAUAAGCUGUAAGCCAUAAUCAUCGCACUUAUGACAAAUCACGGCUUGAACUUUUGCACGAUAUUCAAAUUUUUUGAGUAUCACCUGUAUAUGACUGUUACUACUCAUACUAAUCACUUCCAUUACCAAUUCAGUGGCAACAUAUUGUGCUCAUAGAAGCUGGGUAUAAUGGAACAAAAACUGGAACACACACUGUAAUUAAGUUUAGUAAUAACUUAAAUGUAACUAUCUAAAACACCCCCAGUGAACAAAAAUAAAUUAAAGUUUCAUUACAGAUUUUUAAAAAGUAUUUUCAUUACCGAUUGCUGCAUUACCUUGAAUUGAUUUAGGAUUAGUGGUACUGCUCUGUAAACUGAUAAUUCACUGAAUUCAACUCAGAAUGCAGUCCAUGCAUGUGCAGCCUCUCCCCAGAGGAUAGAGUUCAGCCCAAUUUGUGCACGCAGGAACUUGCCAGUAUUUGGACCUAGCCUCUGUUUUUGGAUGAAAGUAAUCUUAUAUACAUAUGGUACAUGUGUAACGAUCUUACCUUGGUUGGAGUCCAAAGUGCAGAAAUGUUUGCUCACCUUUGCAGAUAAACACAACCCACAGUAACCAGGUAAGAAGCUACCUGGGCUGUGAAUCUGUACACUAACAGGAACAAUAACUGAGUGCGAGGAAACAGACAAGGGCAAAUCCAAGAGAGUAGUCAGGCAAGGUUCCAAAGGUCAGGGCUGGUAGCGAACAGGCAAUAACAAAGAUCUAGAAGCAGGGGUCACAAGCUGUUGUGGUCGUGACUUAAAUAUGUAUUUUAAUCUUUUAAUUAAUAUAUAAUAAUCAAGCAAUACAGAACGCUAUAUACAAAUGUCAAAAGACAAAUGUAGCGAGCUGUGUAUACCUGGAAAGAUACUGUAGUCUAGGAGAAGUCUAUUAUAUACAUUAUGUACAAAGGUCAAAAUAUCCCUAAAUUAAGUAAAUUUAAAAAGUAGAUAGAAAGAGCAUAAACCCUGGAUGAUAUACAUAUAUCACUAUUAUAAUUAAAAAGACCGCAGACAGCUACUAUGAGCUUUAAUUAAUCUGGCUCAAUAUGCUACUGCAGUAUUAACACUAUUAUAUCUAUUAUAUCAGACAGGGAGCAAAAGAGUAAAUUAAACUACCACCUCAAUCUAGCCUCUAAUGUGGAAAUGCACUUAGUGUAGUACAAUAAUCCCAAACUAUAUAAGAUCUCAAAAAUGCUGAUUGGGGCAGCGUAUCCAGUAAUCACUUAGAUAAGCACAUAAUAGUAUAGAAUGCUGCCUCCUAAGAGAACCAGUAGAAAGGGUAUAAUAGUAUAUAUAUACAAAAAUAAGAUGAGGCCAUAUAUAAAAGAGGAUUGUAGGAGGUACAAAGCAUAGAUAUCGUGAAGCUUAGAAUGCUCACGGCAUAUCUAUGGAUAGAGUAUAAGUUACAGAGAAGUCCUCUGAAAGAAAGUGAAAAAGACAGAUAGUAACAAGUACUGCAUAAAAACCUAGCAGUCUGAAUGAUAAAUUAUCUCUUACUUCCUAAAUGUAACUACUAGACCUCUACAGUGGUAGAUGAAUAUAACAUGGUAUCUACUUAAAGUAAAAAAAGGUAACAGUGAAACAAAUUCAGUGCCAUGCCGUGAUCAAUGUGUAGUGUCCAUAGAAAAUAAAAAAUAAAAAUCAAAACACCUGACGCGUGUUUCGGUGCUAUACAAGAGCACCUCCGUUAGGAAGUGAGAGAUAAUUUAUCAUUCAGACUGCUAGUUUUUUAUGCAGUACUUGUUUACUUGCUUGUUUACUUGCACCAGUCAGCAUCUCUUCAUAGAGGUGCGUUAAAUCAUGCAGAGCGUGGAGACACUGAUAGGAAGCACCUCUAGUGGCCAUCAGAGUGACUACCACUAGAGUUGUUACAAGGAACCAGCAUUUACAUUGAAAAGCCUGUAGGCACAGGCUAUAGACACCCGAACCACUACAUUAAGCUGAAGUGGUUCUGGCUUCUAUAGGGUCCAUUUAAACGAGCUUGAAACCUGAGUGGAGACUUAUCAAUGGACAAGAUAAUUGAGUUGUUGUUUGUUCUCCUAUUCUCCAUUAUGGUAUAUUAUUAUAUUUACUUUUGCUCCCAGGUUUAUUUUAAUCUGUAUUAGAGUAUAACAGGAUAUUUUGUCUGUUCAAACCACUACUAAACAGUGAACAUUUAGGAAUUCUUAUGAUAAAGUAAAUGAGACAGAGUUAUACAGUUGUAAAGAUUUUUCUUAUAGUUAUUUUAACUAUAACUUUAAGGGAGUUUGUUAACACUAACUUAUUUAACUUUCCCCCCUACACUUAGCUCUCAUAACUUAUUCUCUUAUCCAAAACACUGCUGGAACCUCUAACCCAGCUGCUUUUAAACAAACCUAAAGCUAAUUCCAACCUCUAAUCCUAUCUUAAUGCCUCUAAUUGCUAAAUUAGCCCUGAUAAUUUUUUCCCUAAUCACUAUUUGUGACAGACCUCUCUGUCUUUGUAUUACUUUUAUUUUAUGCUGGUUCGUCUGUUUGUUCGGUUAUUGCCCUGUCUGUACGGUUCCUAUGCUUAAUUCCCCUUUUGCCGAAAAUUAUUAUGUUUCAUAAUAGCUUGUCUCUCUUUCAAUGUCCACUGUAAACAUGAUGCACUACACCAAUUCUGAGUUCCAAAUGCCCCAUAUCCUCAGUCUCAUUGGAAUUAUUAUUCUCACCCUGCAUUUUGUGUACUGUAUAUCUCAUAUGUCCAUAUUCUUCCAAAAUACUUGUAGAGAAGCUCCAGUGUCAUAAUUUUCUUUUUUUUAUUCAUUCAAGGCCAGAAUCGUAUUUUUGUAUCUGUCUCCAACUACCCUUUCUGUCUCAGAUGUCUAUAGUCAUGUAUGGUGUCAUCUGUCUUCCUUUCAGCGCUGUCCACGGGUCAGGCAUCUAUUGAAGAUGAAUGGCAGAGCAUCUCAGACCUCACUCUGGCAUGUAACAGCAUUUUGGAAGCCAUGUCUAAAGAAGGUAACCAAAACACAAUUAUCUAAGUUACUAAACAGGCAGGGAAUUUCUUGCAUGCAGUCGGACAGUAUUAAGCUGCCUUACAGAUUCAUGUGAGAUUGCAAAAAACAUAUUUUCAGUCUGAAAGAAUCCAGUAUCUAAAACUAGGAAAUUGACCAAGAAGAACUAGCUAAAAAUCCUCAUGCCAUUUAAAGUCUAGUGUGUCUCUCAUUGCAGGAGUGCUUAUAAGUCAUUAGCCUGUCACUCAAAAGAGCAUAUAAUAUUUUUUCACAAUUUUAAAUACUUGUUAAAAGUGGCUUUUUAUUUUUGUACAUCACUGUCAAGAAGGUAUAACAUGCAUGCCGAGAAAAAGAAGCUUCAUUUAAGCAUAUAUAAAAUGAAUAGGGAAAGGGAGAAGGAGAGGAAAGAGACUGGAAAGAGAGUGAAAAAAGACAGAAUCUCAGUUCUACGAUACAUAAGAUACUACACCAGUAAUGGCUAGCUCUAGAACCCAGUUGUUUGUGAGUUGUAUUUCUGAUUAUGCUCAGCCAGCAUGUAGAUCAUGUUAGCCAUGAUUGCGCUAGAAUCUUAGACCUCUGUAAACAUACUUAAUAAACUACCAAGUAUUGCAAGUACAGUAAAAUAUAAUUUAGCUGUUAGGAUGUGUAUAUAUUCUAGAUAUUGUUUAACAUAAUUUCUGUUUUGUGCUCCAAAAGGUCAAGGUUCAGAGGACGCAACUGAUUUAGGAGCUCACAAUUCUCUCCCAGCACAACCAGGGUAAGAUAAACAGUUGCGGCACCUUAUUGUGUAAAUCCAAGUAAAUGUUGUCUAUCAAUGUAAUAAAAUGGGUUUUACUUUCUCUGUAUAGAAAUCUUACUGAUAAAGUCACAGAGCUGGAGCUAAAGCUGAAGAGACUGCAGGAGGAUUUAAAAAAGGUGAGAAAAAUGACAAUACGUUAGAUAAAGAAAUGCUUAGGAGGAGAUACAUACAAAUAUGGUAAUAAAACAAAUGUAACAAAAUAGCCAAAGAUAGAGGAAAAAGUUUAUAAAUUUAAAGAAAUCGAAAAAAUGGAUAGAGAGUGAGGACAUACGUAGGUAAAAAAAAAAUAGUAAACAAAUAAUAAACAGAAUAAAACAGUCUCAUGUUAAUAUAAUGUACAGUUAAAUCCUUUUUGUUUAGGAACAGGAAGGUAGGGCUCAGCUGCAAGCGGAGGUGCUGAGUCUGAAGAGGACACAAGAAGAGGCAUUCACUGGAACAAUGCCCCGUGGGGGUGGGGCCAAAAUGCUUAAAGGUGGAGCCAACAACUGUGAAGGAUCUGCCAAUGACUGCACAGAAGACAAAGACUGAAUGGGUCGAGGGAUAAGGGAGGGAACCGAUCAUUAAAGCACCAGAAAAGUAAUUAUUUUGAAAAGAUACUUUAAUAAGAGGAAAAGACUGAGUUUUAUGUGGCAAUAUGAACGUUUGGUCAGAUAAUAUGUGGUCAGGCCUGCAAAAAUAGGAAGGAAAAUUAAGAAAGUCUGUGGAGUACUAGAUUAUGAAAGUUAAACCAGUGUGUCGAAAAAAAAAGUUUGUGUUUAGGAGCCAUAAAUAUUUCAGGGAACGAUGAUGUAGUGAAAAGAGGCAAAAUGUAAAUAGGUCCAUUUAAAACGACAGAAUGCUCUUGCAUUGGAGUGAACGACUGAAGAGCAAAGGAUCUUAACGGUAAAUGUAGAAUUAAGUGUUUUUAAAACAGUAUUCAAGGACUGAUGGGAACAAAUAAUUUUCCACAGAGGGCAAUAUGUUUAUGCCCGCUUAUAAUUCAGGGAGGGGAUAAAAAAAACUGUGAAGGGGGUUGACAAAGUGAUGCUGUGUAGGUGAGAUGAUAACAGAGUUUCGCACUGCAUGGGAUAGGAUGUUAGGGUUCUGUUUUGGAGGGGAUUGAUCAAAGGAAGUAUGCCAUAAGGUGAAUAGCUAUGUAUAUAUGAAUGUCUUCCGGCGAUCAUCUUUGAAAUUCUUGCCAUUGUGAAUGUACACCUGGGGUAAUAAAGGGGUAAAAUCUAUGCAUUGUUUUUGUUGUUUUGUUUUUUUAAGAAUAGUAGAUAUGUAAAUAAGGCCAUUUAUUAAACAUAAAGUGCUCAAGAUAUAGUUGAAGACACCAGAGGGUCCACCUUCACUUGCAUAAUUUAUUAAAUUAUAAUUUAACAAUGGACUGACCCAUGGCAGGUAAGUUUAAAAUAUAUGGAUCACCUAGCUAGUUUGGAACUGCUUUAUGUCAAUUCUAAUAUCACCUAGGAUUAACCCUUAAAGAACUGAAGAUUGCCAUUCCAUUAUGGGGACAAAAUUAAUGUUGUCACUUGUGAAACAAAUAAAUAAACAAUUAAUAAAACCACCA
This is a messenger RNA of Pelobates cultripes (western spadefoot toad), 57500 nucleotides long. The record is from the annotation of a GenBank genome assembly. Lineage: Eukaryota; Metazoa; Chordata; Amphibia; Anura; Pelobatidae.